Molecule: messenger RNA, 52306 nt
Organism: Megalobrama amblycephala (Wuchang bream)
Lineage: Eukaryota; Metazoa; Chordata; Actinopteri; Cypriniformes; Xenocyprididae
Product: nesprin-1
Exons: 5
Coding region: 400-51090 (16896 amino acids)
Source: RefSeq, a predicted model, not a curated record
AUGGGUUGUGUGCCAUUCUAUUGAACAUGAAUUUCAUGUUUUCUUUCCCAAACCAGUUCAAGUGGGUGUUGCAGUGAGGUCUAGAUUGUGACACCAUGUCAGGGGUGGACCUGUACAGUACAUACACUGCCUUUAUCAGAGAAGACCAGGCAGAAGAUAUUUUGACACCCACAGCCAAUCAAACACAUGGUAAUCCAAAACUGUGACGUGAAUGACGUAGACAUUUUGCAUGUGCUGAAGUAGGAUAAGAUUUGUUUUUCAAUGUCAUAGUCACUUUCAUAGUCACAAAAUGCCUCCACCAUCAGACCACUACAAUUUACAGGAUUAAAUCCAGUGAUAACACAGAAGAUCACAAUUCACACACCACCAUCCAUUUAAUAAACCAUGUAGCAAGCAGCCAUGGCAGAAUCCAGAGAUUACGUUGGAGAUUUCCUGACAGAAUUCAAGGAGCAGAUAAUUACGAGAGCGACUCGGGUCAGUGACAUUGCUGAGGCUGUUAUCUCCCAAAGUCUGAUCCAAGAUGCGGCAGCUCAGCAAGUGGAUGCUGCUCCAACCCAACAGGAGGCAAUGCAGCUCCUGUUUGAGGCUUUGGAAAGAGAGCCAGUCCGAAACAGAGUGUCCUUCCAUCUCAUCCUGAGAAUGACAGAGCCUGAGCUGAUUCACGAACUAGAGUGGAGACAACGCAACAGCAAGCACACGCAAACAGAGAUAGGCAGUCCACCCAGUCCUCCCAGAGAAAAAAGAAAACAGGAUGACAAGAACGGGCAUACAAGAGACAUUCAGAAGAGAAAAGACUCGCUAAAAAGGCGUAGACUGGAGACGAUGCGUGCCAUUGAGCAGAUUGAGAAACUUUGGGAAGGAACCAAGCAAGAAAGGAGUGAGAUAGACAACAUGAGGCAGAGGAUUCAGCGACAGCAAGAUGAAAUAACUAGGAUGACCACGGAGAAAAGUCAACUUGAGAGAACCAUUACUCACAUGAAAGCAGAGAUGGACCACAUCCAUGAAAGAAUGGAUCGGAAUAAAGAAGAGGUAAACAGAGAGAGGGAGAGGAUUGAGCAAAUGAGAUCUGACCUUCAAACCGAGCAAACCACCCUGGAGCAAAAACGUGAUGAUAUCAUGAGAGAGAGACAGAAAUUGGAGAUGAUCAGAUAUGAGGUUCUGAGACAGAAGGAGGAGUUGGAGAGCAACCGCGAAAGCACCAAGUACGAGAUGGAACGAAUGGAACAAAUGAAAAGUUCCAUACAAGCUCAGAUUAAUGAGAUAGAGAUGAAGAUUAAUGAAACACAGAAAGCAAAGGGUCAGAUGGAGCAGAUGAAAGCUGAAAUAGAAGAGGAAAAAAAUGAGUUGGAGAGAAAGAAGCAUGACAUCAAGAAACAAAAAGAUCAAUUUGAGCAGAUUAAACUUGACAUACAGCAAGUGAAGAUGGAAAUGGAGCAAAGGUGGCAUGAAACAGAGAAAGAAGGGAUGGAACAGAGAGCUAUAAUCCAAAGAGAGAAAGAUGAACUGAAAUACCUGCAAGAUGAGGUUCAAAGAGCAAGAGAAGAGGUUGAAAGAAACAGAGCAUUCUCAAAACAAGAGAUUGACAGAAUAAACCAGCUGAGAGCUCAAGCACUUACAGAAAACAACCUCAUUGAAAAGAAAUGGCAAGAUGUCUUAAGAAAAGAAAAAGAUCUGGAAGAGACGAAACAUGAAAUUGAGAAAGGUCGAGAGGAGUUGGUGAUGAAUGGAGAGCUGGUCAAAAAGGAGUGGGAAAAGAUUGAACAGGCCAAAGCAGACAUACAAAGUCACAUGAUUUCUGUGGAGGGCAGAGUUGAGGAAGUAAAAAAAGAAACUGAGAGGCUGAAACAAAUGAAAACAGAGAUGCAGAGGGACAAAGAUAUUCUAGAAAAACAGAGGGAGGAUACACGGAAAGCUAAAGAAGAAAUGGAGAAGAAGAGGUAUGAGAUAGUGACAGAGGAACUAGAGCACAGAGCUCGACUGCAUAGGGAGAGAGACGAGCUGGAGAGUGUAAGAGUAGAGAUACAAAGAGCUAAUGAUAUGGAGAAAGCAAAGAUACUGAAAGAGAAGGAAGAAUGUGUUAAGAUAAGAGAAGAGGCCAGACAAGAUAGAGAAAUGACAGAACUGAUCAAUGCAGAGAUUAAGGCCGAAAAAGACAGCUUGAACCGAAGACAAGAAGAAAUGCUGAGGGAGAGACAGGAGUUAGAGAUAAUUAAACAUGAAACGGUCAGAGCCAAAGAGGAGAUUGAGAACAGCCAAGAAAUCACAAUCCGGGAAAAUGAGAAAAUGGAAAAAAUGAAAGCUGAAAUUCAAGGGCAAAUUGAAGAUAUUGAGCAGAAGGUUGAGGAGAUCCAAAGAACUAAAGAAAAAAUGGAGAAAAUAAAGACUGAGUUGGAUGAAGAGCGGGAUGAGCUGGAAAGAAAGAGAGAUCUGGUGAGAAUAGAGACUGAACAGUGUGAGUUCCUCAGAAAUGAAAUCCUCAGGGUAAAGGAAGAAAUGGAGAGCAGGUGGCAAGAAACUGAGACAGAGGAAGUCGAACUCAGAGCAAAAACUCAGCAUGAGCUGGAAAGACUGGAAAAACUAAGGGAUGAGGUCCAGAGAUCCCAGAGAAACAUUGAGGAGAGCAGGAUGGAGCUCAUGCAGUGGAAGGACAGUCUUGACAAAAUGAAGGUUCAGGUAGAAGAAGAUAAACAUGCCACUAUCAGACAGAUGGAUGAGGCUAAAGCAAAGGGGGAAGAGUUGAAAAAAAUGAUAGAACAGAUGGAGAAAGAGCGAGAAGAGAUUAAUAACAGCAGAGAAAAGGCUAAACAAGAAGCAGAUGAAAUUAAAAGCAUGAGAAGUGAGCUACAAAGACAACAGACAGAAAUAGAGAACAGGAUUAGAGCUGCAAAAAAAGAAAAAGAGGAGGCAAACCAUGCCAAGCUUGCAGUCCAAGAGGCUGAGAUGCUCCUAAAAAAGCAAAUAGAAGAGUCAGAAAAGAGACGGUAUGAAACCAUAUCAGAAGCGCUGGAGCAAAGAGAUGAAAUACAUAAGAAAACAGAGGAGUUAGAACAAAUAAAUGCAGAGAUACAAAUAGCCAGACAUGAGCUAGAAAAGAUGAGGUAUUCUGAAAAAGAGAGUCUGCAAAAGAUGUUGGAGGAUACACAGCAAGAGAAAGAGUUCAUUGAGCAAAUGAGAACAGCUGUGCUUAAGGACAAGGAAGAUCAGGAAAAGUGUUUAGUAGAGAUAGACAAUGAGAGAGAGAAGCUUGAACAGAUUCGAUUUCAGGUCCAGAAUGAGAAGAAAGAUCUAGAAAAACGAAGGUAUGAGAUGAUGAGAUAUGAUGUAGAACAGAGUGCUCAAGUUCAGAGGCAAAAAGAAGAACUUGAGAAGAUCAAAGCUCAGCUAGAUAUUGACGCAGAGACCAUGAACAGAAGCAGAGAGUUAGCAAGACAAGAUAGAGAGAAAGCUGAACUUCUUAUGAUUGAGAUCCAGGAACAAAGAGAGGAUGUGAAUAAAAGGUUAGAGGAGACAAAACAACGAGAGGACGCUUUGAGGCAGAUAAGGGAGGACAUGGAACACGAGAGAGAAGAUCUGGAGAAGAUUCGUGUGGAAACGCUGAGAGGGAAGGACACGUAUGGAGAGGUCAAGGAGGAGAUUAACAGAGUGAGAGCUGAGAUUGAAAGGUUGUGGGAUGAGGCUGAAAAGGGAGAGCAGGAGGAACGUGAGAAGAUGAACAGGGAGAAGGAGGAGAUAAUGAGGAAGAUGGAAGCUAUGAAGAAGGAGAUUGGUGAGAUUGAAGACAUGAAGGUAGAGUUAGGGAAAAAGAAGAAGGACAUUGAUGUAAAGAUGGAAAAGGCAAGGUCAGAAAUGGCUAAACUUGAAAAGAUGAAAGCAGACCUCCAGAGACAGAAAGAAGAUAUUGAGCUUCAGAUGAUGGAGGCAAAGACUGAGAGAUACCAGAUGGAACUGAUGAGGACUGAGAUCUUGAAACAAAAAGAGGAUGUUGAAAAGAAAAUGGAGCUCGCAAAAUCAGAGAUGGACAAAAUGCAACAUGUCAAAAAUGAAAUACAAAGACAAAAAGAAGAGCUGGAGGAAAGGAUGCACAAAACCAAACGAGAGAUUGGAGAAAUGGAGCUGAUGAAGAGAGAAAUGGAAGGGAAGAAGAAAGAACUUGACCAAAGGAUGAAACUGACCAUGAGGAAGAAGGAUGAGAUGGAACGAUUGAAGGUGGAGAUACAAAGGGCUAAAGAUGAGAUGGAAUGGAAAAGAAUGGAAACGGAGAGGCAGAAGUUCGAAAUGGAGCAAGUUAAAGCUGAAAUCCAAAGAGCGAGGGAGGAGUUUGAACUAAGGAUGGAGGAGAAAGAUUUAGAAGAAGAAAAAGGACAGAUGAAUCUCACAAUAAUCAACCUCAUUCAGCAGAUCGAGGUGACAAGAGAAAUGGUGCGCAGAACAAAAUUCCAGAUUGAAAACCGAAUGGCAGGAGGUCAGAUGGAGACAUCAGACCAAGAGGAGAUGAAUGCUGAGAUGCAGAGGCUCAUUCUGGAGAUUGAACACAUUCGGGAAAUGCUGCGAGGUCUUAAGGGUGAGGUGGAACACAACAAGGAAAUGAUGAAAAGAGACAGGGAUGAGAUGAGGCUGUUGAAGAAUGAAGUUCAACGAAGGAGAAGAGAGAUUGAAUACAGAGAAGAAAAGAUUAUGAGAGAGCGAGAUGAACUAGAAGUCAUGAAAAAUAUGAUGCAGCGGCAAAGAGAGGAGCUGGAGGAGAGGCUUGAGGAGACCAUUAAAGAGAAUUAUAGGGUGGAGCAAAUGAGAGAGGAUGUGAAAAACGCUUUGGUGGAGAUAGAACAGGCAAAGGAUGAGAUAAAGAGACAGAAAGAACUCAUCGCUCAAGAAAAGACAGACAAAGAAAAGGUUCAACCAGCCAUUGUUGCAACCAAGAGCCCAGAGUAUGCAAAAACAGAAGAACCAGGUGCCACUGAACGAUUUAUAACGGAAGACUUUGAACUCAGUCGAAGAGAAAUACAGAAAGAAAGACAAGAACUGGAACAAUAUAAAGAAAUAAUUUUAAAAGAGAAACAUGAACUACAGAAGGCAAAGGAGGAUGUGCAAACAGUGAAAAAUGAAGCUGAAGAGAGGAUGAAUAGACUGCAAGAGGAGGAAAAAGAGAUGGAAAAGAAACGAGUGAGUCUACAAAACUGGGAAAGACUACUGCAAUCAGAGAGAGAAGAGAACCAAAGAAGUUUAGAUACAAUUUGUAAAGAGAAACAGGAGCUGAAUCAACAAAAACAAGAACUGGACAGUAUGGAAAUAAAUCUACAAAGAAAGAAAAAUGAAUUGGAAAUAACAAAAAUGAUGGAGAUUAAACAAGUUGAUGUUCAAGUCCAAACUGAUUUGAUGGAUGACACAGGAAAAUAUGAGCUUAUCCUGACCAUGGAGGAGCUGGAUAAAGAGCGACAAGCUCUGGAGAAUUUAAAAGAAGACUUACUUGCACAAAAAAGUACAAUGGAGAGACAACAGGCAGAAAUAAAAUUGAGCGAGGAUGAACUUUCACUCAAAGAAGCCACACUGCAAACUGCAACGAAAACUGCAGCAGACAUGGAGUUACAAUUAGAGCUUCAAAAACAAGAGCUGGAACGAACAAAAGAUGAGCUGGAAAAGACUAAGCUAGAAAUCCAGAAAGGAUGGGAUGACCUGCAGGCUGAGAUUGCAGAAAUCAGAGAAAAAGAAGACAUGGUAAGAACAGAAUUAGAAAAAGCAAGAGAUGUCCUUAAUCACAUUAGACAGGAUAUAGAUAAACAAAAGCAAACCAUGGAGGCUGAUCUAAAAGACACUUUCGCUAGAGAACUAGAGGACAUAGAAGCUCAAAGAAAAAUGAUCAAGGAUGAAAAGCGAACAUUAGAGAACAUGAAAUAUGAGCUGCAAAGAGAAUCUGGUGAUAUUGAGAGGUUAAAACAGAACAUACAGGAAGAAAGACAGAAUAUUAUCCUGACCAAGGAGGAGUUGGAUAAAGAGCGUCAAGCUCUGGAGAAUUUCAAAGAAGGCUUACUUGCACAAAAAAGUACAAUGGAGAGACAACAGGCAGAAAUAAAAUUGAGCGAGGAUGAACUUUCGCUCAAAGAAGCCACACUGCAAACUACAACAAAAACCGCAGCAGACAUGGAGUUACAAUUACAGCUGCAAAAACAGGAGCUUGAACGAACAAAAGAUGAGCUGGAAAAGACUAAGCUAGAAAUCCAGAAAGGAUGGGAUGACCUGCAGGCUGAGAUUGCAGAAAGCCGAGAAAAAGAAGACAUGGUAAGAACAGAAUUAGAAAAAGCAAGAGAUGUCCUAAAUCACAUAAGGCAGGAUAUGGAAAAACAAAAGCAAACCAUGGAGGCUGAUCUAAAAGACACUUUUGCUAGAGAACUAGAGGACAUAGAAGCUCAAAGAAAAAUUAUCAAGGAGGAAAAGAGAACAUUAGAGAAUAUGAAAUAUGAGCUUCAACGAGAAUCUGGCGAUAUUGAGAGGUUAAAACAGGACAUGCAGGAAGAAAGACAGAAUAUGGAGAAAGUGGCAGAGCAGCUUAAGCAAGACAGGAAGGAACUAGAAAAGAAAAUGCAUGACAUGCAACAAAUACAAGGAGAGGUAGCAGGAGAAAAGAAAGAUCUAGAAAACCUGAGAGAGGACAAUGAGCUAACAUUGAAGGAGAUCAAAGCGGAGAGAGACACUCUUGAGAAGAUGAAUAAACUCAUUUCACAACAAAAAGAUGAUAUUGAGAAUGAGAAGGGAAAAAUAAAGAAAAGAGAAAUGGAACUGCAGCAAAUGCAGGCUGAUCUUAACAGACAACAAAAAGACAUGCAGGAUAUGCAGAAUCUAGAUUUCAUGCAAAAAAGUCAACUUCAGAAAAGCCAAGACGAAAUAGCCGAAAAGCUAAAACAGCUGGAUGACAUCAUGCAUUUCACACAAAAUGAAAAAGACAAUCUUGACAGAGAGAGGGCAGCUAUAAUGGAACAGAAGCAGCAGAUGGAGAGCAACAUGACAAAUGCAUUAAACAGAGAACUUGAAACGGUAGAGCUUGUGAAAAAAGAGGUAGUAAAUGAGAAGCGACUUAUUGAGGACUGCAGAAUAACUUUAAUGAGAGAUGCUGAAGAUCUGGAGCAAAAGAAAAUCGAUUUGGAGAGACAGACAGAGGAAAUAAAACUGCAAAGACAGGGUAUCGCAGGAGAAAAACACAAGUUGGAACAGAUUAAAUCUAUGUUACAAAGAGUAGCUGAAGAUACUGAGAAGCUAAGACAAGAUACACUAGCUGAAAGACAGAAAUUUAUAGACACUGCAGCACAACUCCAGAAGGAGAGAGAUGGCAUUAUGAGUCUUGCAGAGGAGACAAAAAGAAAGAGAGAGGACCUGGACCAAAUGCAAGCUGAUAUAGAAAAGCAGAAAAAAGCAUUUGAGAUAUUGAAGGAUGUGAAGGCAGAUCUGCAAAAAGAAGCAGGUGUCAUUGAAAAUCUAAGACAAGCUGUUCAAAAUGAUAUGCAAAAUGUAAAAGACAUGAAAGCCCAAAUUCAAAAAGAAAUACGAUGCACUGAUAGUCUAGUUGAAGAGAUUGAAAAGAGGUCAAAAGCUCUGGAUGAGAUGCAAAUGGAGAUUGAAAAGGAGAAGCAAGACAUUGAUUUUGAGAGAGACGCACUAGAACAGGAAAAGUCUAGGCUUAGAGAUCUAAAAGAUGAAUGUGCUAAGCAAAAAGAACAGAAUGAUAUUAUACUGGCAGAGAUACAGAAAGAAAGAGACAAUCUUGAGCAGAUGAGUGAAACCAUCUCAAAAGAAAAGUGCAUUGUUGAAAGUGAUAAAGAAUGCUUAAGACUGAGAGAAAAUGAACUAAAGCAAAAAGAAGCAGAGAUUGAAAACAAACAAAAACAAAUGGAUGAGUUGAAGAGCAGUUUAAGGAUGGAAAACAUUGAGCAGAUGCAAGCUGAACAAGAACAACAAAGGACAGUUUCACACGAAAAAAUAGAAUAUGUAAAGACUGCAAGAGAUAGAGAAAUGGGAGAUCUGGAUGAAGCGAGACAGGAAAUAGAGAAUUUGAAAGAAAAAUUGAGGAUAGACUAUGAAAAUGUGGAGCUCCAAAAGAAGAAAUUAGCUGAACAACAAGAAUUAUUUGAAAGCCACAUGAAAUCACUGGAAAUUGAUAAGGAAGACAUGGAGAAAAAGAAAGCAAAACUGCAAAAAGAGUUUGAAAACUUUCAGUUUCAGAGGCAGUGUUUUGAGAAAGAGAUGCAUCAGGUGAGAGCUGAGCUUCAGAGAGAAGAUGAAAAUAUUGAGAGAAUGAAGAAAGAGGUGAGGGAUGAAAAACAGAGUAUGAAAGAUAUGGCAGACCAAAUUCAACAUGAUGGAAAUGACAGGGAAGAAGCUCUGGAGAGGAUGCACCUUGAGCUAGAAAAACAAAAGCAAGCCAUUGAGAGUGAAAAAGACAUGCUAGAAAAGCAGAAGUCUGAAGUGGAGAAGAGCAAAACAGAGAUAGCUAGAGCAAAAGAAGAUCUUGCUGAAAUGAGAAAAAAGAACAAUAUUGAUAUGUCAGAGAUGGAGAAGCAGAGAAAUUCUCUUGAACAAAUGAAGAUGAACAUCUCACAAGAGGAACAUGAUAUUAAAAAACAGAAAGACAGUUUAAGACACCAAGAAAAUGAACUGAAUAUACGUAUGUCUCAACUUUAUGCACAACAGAAAGAAACAGAAGAGAUUCAGGAUAUUAUCAUUAAAGAGAAGAGUCAGCUCAAUGAAAGACAGGCUGAAAUGGAAAAGCAAAAGAGAGAAUUAGAUGAUGUGAUGGAUGCACUCAAGAAAGAGAGGACUGAUAUAACAGAGGAAAGACAAAAAGUGAAUGAUAUGCAAAUAGAAGUGAAGAGGGAAAGUGAAACAGUGGAGCUGAUGAGACAAAAAGUUCUCAGAGAUAAAGAAUCUAUUGAAAACAGCAGGAAAAUACUGAAUAGAGAUCUAGAGGAUAUGAAAGAAAAGAGAACCACCUUAGCUGAAGAGUUUCAGACCUUAAACUAUCAUAAACAAACAAUUGACAAAGAAAAGCAGGAAUUGCAAAAGAUGAAAGCUGAGCUCCAACAAGAAACUGAAAAUAUUGCAAAACUAAGGCAAGACAUAGAAAAUGACAGGCAGAACACUGAGGAAAUGGCAAUAAAACUUCAAAAAGAAAAGGAGGAUAUAGAAACUUCUGUUGCCAGGAUCAGAGAAGAGGAAGCAAAUUUACGAAAACAAAAACAAACUUUUAAAUCUGAUCAAGACGCUCUUGAAAAGUUUGACCCGGAGAAAACUAAGACAGAGUUAGCUAGAGCCGAAGAAGAUCUUAAGAACCAACUUGAGUCUCAGAAAAGACUAAAUGAGAUAACAUUGGCUGAGAUACAGAAAGAGAGGGAUGUUCUUGAGCAGUGGAGAAUUAACAUAUCAAAUCAGAGAGAUGAUCUAGAAAAGGAGAGGGAUGAUAUUGAGCGGGAAAGAGCAGAAAUAAUAAAUCAAAAACAGCAAGUGGAGGUAAACUUGAGGGAAGGACUGAAAAAGGAGAGUGAAAAGUUGGAGCUGCUAAGAAAGGAGUUGUAUGAUGAAAAGGAAGAAAUUGACAACAGCAGAAAAAGGAUAAAAGCAGAAAUCGAUGAUUUGGAACAAAUAAAGCUUGAUGUAGUUAAAGGGUUGGAAAAUAAUAAACUUCAGAAACAAAUGAUUGAGGAUGAGAAAGACAAAAUUGAGCAAAUAAAAGCUGAGUUAAAAAGAGAAUCUGAAAAUAUUGAAAAGAUAAAACUAGAGACACAGAAUGAAAGACAGAAGCUUGAGGAAGCAAAAACCCAACUUAAGAAAGAUAGAGACAAUGUUGACAGCCUUGCUGAGGAAAUUAACAAGAAAAAAGUCAGUCUAGAAAACAGGCAUGAGGAAAUAGAAAUGCAAAGGAAAGCAAAUGAGUCUAAUAAACAGAUGCAGGAAAUGGCUUUGCUUGAACUAAAGAAAACUGUGACAGAUAUAGCAAGAGCGAAGGAGGAUCUUGAAAACCAGCUUGUUGAAGAAAGAGAAAAGAACAAGAUCACACUGGCAGAAUUAGAGAAAGAAAGAGACAUGCUUCUUCUACUCAGAGACAAUAUUUCAGAGCAACAGGAGGACAUUGCAAAUGAGAAGGAACAAAUGAGAGUGAGAGAGAUUGAACUUGAACAACAUCAAGCUCUGAUUUAUAGACAGCAAGAUGAAAUGGAAGCCACAAGGAAAGCUCUCACAAUGGAAAAAGAGCAACUUGAAGAGAAGAAAACUGAAAUAGAUCAAGAACAGAGAAAAGUAAAUGAAAUCAUGGAACUCGCAACAGAAGAAAAGGCUAAUCUUGAGAAAGAGAAGUCUGAAAUGAUGGCACAAAAACACCAAUUGGAGAUUGAACUGGAUUUCUUUAAGGUAGAACUGAAUAAUGAAAGAGAAUUAAUUGAGGAAAAGACCCGAAUGUUGAAAGCAAAUGAGGCUGACGUGGACGAAAAAAGAGCAGCUUUAAAAAGAGAGAUAGAAGAGCUCAGAUAUCACAAACUAGCAAUUCAAGAUGAGAAGAAUGAUGUAGAACAGAUGAAGAUUGAGCUGCAAAGAAAGGCUGAUGACAUCAGAAAGCUAAAAGAAGAAACACAAAAUGAAAAACAGGGUUUGGAAAAGAUGGCUGAAGAACUGCAGAAAGAGAGAGAAGAUAUUGUUCAUCUUGCUGAAGAUACAAAGAGAAAGAAUGAGAUCAUGAAUGAAAUGAAAGUUGCAAAUGAGUCUUCACUGGCAGAUCUACAAAGAGAGAAAAACAAUCUUGAGCAAAUGAGAGUGAACAUCUCCAAACAAACAGAUGAUAUUGAAAAUGAGAAAGAGAAAAUAAGACUCAAACAAGAAGAACUAGAGAAACUGCAAACAGAGAUUCAUAAACAACAAAGUGAAAUGGAAAAUGAAAAGAUCAUUAUUGAAAGUGAAAGAGCUGCAAUGAACAGGGAGGUUGGAGAUCUGCAAGAAAAAAUAAUGAAUGUAGAAAGGCAUUCAGAGAGUCUGAAACUUGAGAGAGAAGCUUUUGAGAAUGAGAAAAAAAUUAUGAAACAGAUGAAAACUGACCUGCAAAGAGAAUCACAUGAGAUUGAGAAGAUCAAACUAGAGACAGAACAUGAAAGACAAAGGCUGGAGGAAAUGACCGCUCAACUCCAGAAAGAGAGAGAAGAAGUCAACAAUCUCAUUCAUGAGACAAAAAGAAAAGACAUGGUCUUGGAUGAAAUGAAGACAGAUAUUGAAGAGAAAACUAAAGCCAUUCAAUCUGAUAGAGACAUGCUUGACAAGGAAAAACUUGAUCUGGAGAAAACAAAAAGUGAACUUGCAAGAGCCAAGGAAGAUCUUGAAAAACAAAGAGAAAAGCAAAGAAUCAUACUAGCAGAGAUACAGAAAGAGAGAGACACCCUAGAUGCAAUGAAUGAGAACAUCGCAAGACAAAAACAUGACAUUGAACAUCAAGAGGAACUAAUCAGACAAAAACAACAUGGAUUCGAGCAGAUGCAAACUGAAAUUCAGAGUCUGAAACAGGAACUAGAGAAGAAGAAGGAAGUAGACCUAAAUAUGAUGAUACAACAAGUGCUUGAAGAUGAGAAGAACAAGUUAGAACAGAUGAAGAUUGAGCUGCAAAAAGAAGCUGAUGACAUCAGAAAGCUAAAAGAAGAAACACAAAAUGAAAGGCAGAGUUUGGAAAAAAUGGCUGAAGAACUUCAGAAAGAGAGAGAAGAUAUUGUUCAUCUUGCUGAAGAUACAAAGAGAAAGAAUGAGAUCGUGCAUGAAAUGAAAGUUGCAAAUGAGUCUACAUUCACAGAUCUACAAAGAGAGAAAAACAAUCUAGCGCAAAUGAUAGUGAACAUCUCCAAACAAACAGAUGAUAUUGAAAGAGAAAAAGAGAAAACAAGACUCAAACAAGAUAAACUAGAGCAACUGCAAUCAGAGAUUCAUAAACAACAAUGUGAAAUGGAAAAGGAGAAGAGCAACACUGAAGGUGAAAGAGCUGCAAUGAUCAGGGAAAAACAGGACAUGAUGACUGACCUGAAACAGAAGACUGAAGAUGUUGAGAUCCAGAUGAAGGCAGUAUUGACUGAAAAGGAAUUACUGGAAAAUGACAGACAACUGCUGAAGAGAGACAUGGAAGAUCUGCAACAAAAAGUAAUGGAUCUAGACAGAGAUUCAGAGAGUCUGAAACUCCAGAGAGAAGCUUUUGAGAAUGAGAAAGUAUCGAUGAAACAGAUCAAAACUGACCUGCAAAGCCAAGCACAUGAGAUUGAGAAGAUCAAACUAGAGACAGAACAUGAAAGGCAAAGGCUGGAGGAAAUAACAGCUCAACUCCAAAAAGAGAGAGAGGAAACCAACAAUCUCAAUGAGGAGAUUAAAAGAAAAUACAUGGUCUUGGAAGAAAUGAAGACAGAUAUUGAAGAGAAAACUAAAGCCAUUCAAUCUGAUAGAGACAUGCUUGACAAGGAAAAAGAUGAUCUGGAAAAAACCAAAAGUGAACUUGCAAGAGCCAAGGAAGAUCUUGAAAAACAAAGAGAAAAGCAAAGAAUCAUACUGGCAGAGAUACAGAAAGAGAGAGACACCCUAGAUGAGAUGAAUGAGAACAUCACAAGACAAAAACAUGACAUUGAACAUCAAGAGGAACUAAUCAGACAAAAACAACAUGGAUUCGAGCAGAUGCAAAAUGAAAUUCAGAGUCUGAAACAGGAACUAGACAACGACAGAAACAUUAUAAUAAAGGACAGAAGUCAGCUUGAUCUGAGACAAUCUGAAAUUGACAAACAACAGACAGAAGUGAAUGAGUUUAUGGAAAUAAUGAAGAAUGAGAGAAGACAACUAGAUAAAGAUAAAGAGGAAAUGGAAGAACAGAAAUGGCAAAUGGAGAAAGAAAGACAUGAUGUAGACCAAAGCAGAAAAAAUCUGGAUGAAGACCUAAAGAUGAUGAUACUUCAGAAACAAGUGCUUGAAGAUGAAAAGAACAAGUUAGAACAGAUGAAGAUUGAGCUGCAAAGAGAAGCUGAUGACAUCAGAAAGCUAAAAGAAGAAACACAAAAUGAAAAACAGAGUUUGGAAAAGAUGGCUGAAGAACUUCAGAAAGAGAGAGAAGAUAUUGCUCAUCUUGCUGAAGAUACAAAGAGAAAGAAUGAAAUCUUGGAUGAAAUGAAAGUUGAAAAUGAGUCUUCAGUGGCAGAUCUACAAAGAGAGAAAAACAAUCUUGAGCAAAUGAGAGUGAACAUCUCCAAACAAACAGAUGAUAUUGAAAGAGAAAAAGAGAAAAUAAGACUCAAAAAAGAUGAACUAGAGCAACUGCAAUCAGAGAUCCAUAAACAACAAAGUGCAAUAGAAAAGGAAAAGAGCAACAUUGAAGGUGAAAGAGCUGCAAUGAUAAGGGAAAAACAGGACAUGAUGACUGAACUGAAAGAGAAGUAUGAAGAUGUUGAUAUCCAGAUGAAGGCAGUAUUGACUGAGAAGGAAUUACUGGAAAAUGACAGACAACUGCUGAAGAGAGACAUGGAAGAUCUGCAACAAAAAGUAAAGAAUGUAGACAGAGAUUCAGAAAGUCUGAAACUUGAGAGAGAAUCUUUUGUGAAUGAGAAAGAAUUGAUGAAACAGACGAAAACUGACCUGCAAAGACAAGCACACGAGAUUGAGAAGAUCAAACUAGAGACAGAACAUGAAAGACAAAGGCUGGAGGAAAUAACAGCUCAACUCCAAAAAGAGAGAGAACAAAUCAACAAUCUCAUUGAGGAGACAAAAAUAAAAAACAUGGUCUUGGAUGAAAUGAAGACAGAUAUUGAAGAGAAAACUAAAGCCAUUCAAUCUGAUAGAGACAGGCUUGAGAAGGAAAAACAUGAUCUGGAGAAAACCAAAAGUGAACUUGCAAGAGCCAAGGAAGAUCUUGAAAAACAAAGAGAAAAGCAAAGAAUCAUUCUAGCAGAGAUACAGAAAGAGAGAGACAACCUAGAUGAGAUGAAGGAGAACAUCACAAGACAAAUGCAUGACAUUAAACAUCAAGAGGAACAUAUCAGACAAAAACAACAUGAAUUUGAGCAGAUGCAAACUGAAGUUAAGAAUCAUAAGCAGGAAAUAGACAAGAAGGAAGAAGACCUAAAGAUGAUGACACUUCAGAAACAAAUGCUUGAAGAUGAAAAGAACAAGUUAGAACAGAUGAAGAUUGAGCUGCAAAGAGAAGCUGAUGACAUCAGAAAGCUAAAAGAAGAAACACAAAAUGAAAAACAGAGUUUGGAAAAGAUGGCUGAAGAACUUCAGAAAGAGAGAGAAGAUACUGCUCAUCUUGCUGAAGAUACGAGGAGAAAGAAUGAAAUCCUGGAUGAAAUGAAAGUUGCAAAUGAGUCUUCACUGGCAGAUCUACAAAGAGAGAAAAACAAUCUUGAGCAAAUGAGAGUGAACAUCUCCAAACAAACUGAUGAUAUUGAAAAUGAGAAAGAGAAAAUAAGACUCAAACAAGAAGAACUAGAAAACCUGCAAACAGAGAUUCAUAAACAACAAAGUGAAAUGGAAAAUGAAAAGAUCAUUAUUGAAAGUGAAAGAGCUGCAAUGAACAGGGAGGUUGGAGAUCUGCAAGAAAAAAUAAUGAAUGUAGAAAGGCAUUCAGAGAGUCUGAAACUUGAGAGAGAAGCUUUUGAGAAUGAGAAAAAAUUGAUGAAACAAAUGAAAACUGACCUGCAAAGAGAAUUACGUGAGAUUGAGAAGAUCAAACUAGAGACAGAACAUGAAAGACAAAGGCUGGAGGAAAUGACCGCUCAACUCCAGAAAGAGAGAGAAGAAGUCAACAAUCUCAUUGAUGAGACAAAAAGAAAAGACAUGGUCUUGGAUGAAAUGAAGACAGAUAUUGAAGAGAAAACCAAAGCCAUUCAAUCUGAUAGAGACAUGCUUGACAAGGAAAAACAUGAUCUGGAGAAAACAAAAAGUGAACUUGUAAAAGCCAAGGAAGACUUUGAAAAACAAAGAGAAAAUCAAAUAAUCAUACUAGCAGAGAUACAGAAAGAGAAAGAAACCCUCGAUGAGAUGAAGGAGAACAUCACAAGACAAAAGCAUGACAAUAAACAUCAAGAGGAACAAAUCAGACAAAAACAACAUGAAUUUGAGCAGAUGCAAACUGAAAUUCAGAAUCUGAAACAGGAACUAGACAACGAAAGAUACAUUAUAAUAAAGGACAGAAGUCAGCUUGAUCUGAGACAAUCUGAAAUUGACAAACAACAGACAGAAGUGAAUGAGUUCAUGGAAAUAAUGAGGAAUGAGAAAAGACAACUAGAUACAGAUAAAGAAGAGAUGGAAGAAAAGAAACAGAAAAUGAAGAAAGAAAGAGAUGAUGUAGACCAAAGCAGAAAGAAUCUGGAUGAAGACCUAAAGAUGAUAAUACUUCAGAAAGAAAUGCUUGAAGAUGAGAAGAACAAGUUAGAACAGAUGAAGAUUGAGCUGCAAAGAGAAGCUGAUGACAUCAGAAAGCUAAAAGAAGAAACACAAAAUGAAAAACAGAGUUUGGAAAAGAUGGCUGAAAAACUUCAGAAAGAGAGAGAAGAUAUUGCUCAUCUUGCUGAAGUUAUGAGGAGAAAGAAUGAGAUCCUGGAUGAAAUGAAAGUUGCAAAUGAGUAUUCACUGGCAGAUCUACAAAGAGAGAAAAAUGAUCUUGAGCAAAUGAGAGUGAACAUCUCCAAACAAACAGAUGUUAUUGAAAAGGAAAAAGAGAGAAUAAGACUCAAACAAGCUGAACUAGAGCAACUGCAAUCAGAGAUCCAUAAACAACAAAGUGCAAUAGAAAAGGAAAAGAGCAACAUUGAAGGUGAAAGAGCUGCAAUUAUAAGGGAAAAACAGGACAUGAUGACUGAACUGAAAGAGAAGUAUGAAGAUGUUGAUAUCCAGAUGAAGGCAGUAUUGACUGAGAAGGAAUUACUGGAAAAUGACAGACAACUGCUGAAGAGAGACAUGGAAGAUCUGCAACAAAAAGUAAAGAAUGUAGACAGAGAUUCAGAAAGUCUGAAACUUGAGAGAGAAUCUUUUGUGAAUGAGAAAGAAUUGAUGAAACAGACGAAAACUGACCUGCAAAGACAAGCACACGAGAUUGAGAAGAUCAAACUAGAGACAGAACAUGAAAGACAAAGGCUGGAGGAAAUAACAGCUCAACUCCAAAAAGAGAGAGAACAAAUCAACAAUCUCAUUGAGGAGACAAAAAUAAAAAACAUGGUCUUGGAUGAAAUGAAGACAGAUAUUGAAGAGAAAACUAAAGCCAUUCAAUCUGAUAGAGACAGGCUUGAGAAGGAAAAACAUGAUCUGGAGAAAACCAAAAGUGAACUUGCAAGAGCCAAGGAAGAUCUUGAAAAACAAAGAGAAAAGCAAAGAAUCAUUCUAGCAGAGAUACAGAAAGAGAGAGACAACCUAGAUGAGAUGAAGGAGAACAUCACAAGACAAAUGCAUGACAUUAAACAUCAAGAGGAACAUAUCAGACAAAAACAACAUGAAUUUGAGCAGAUGCAAACUGAAGUUAAGAAUCAGAAGCAGGAAAUAGACAAGAAGGAAGAAGACCUAAAGAUGAUGACACUUCAGAAACAAAUGCUUGAAGAUGAAAAGAACAAGUUAGAACAGAUGAAGAUUGAGCUGCAAAGAGAAGCUGAUGACAUCAGAAAGCUAAAAGAAGAAACACAAAAUGAAAAACAGAGUUUGGAAAAGAUGGCUGAAGAACUUCAGAAAGAGAGAGAAGAUACUGCUCAUCUUGCUGAAGAUACGAGGAGAAAGAAUGAAAUCCUGGAUGAAAUGAAAGUUGCAAAUGAGUCUUCACUGGCAGAUCUACAAAGAGAGAAAAACAAUCUUGAGCAAAUGAGAGUGAACAUCUCCAAACAAACAGAUGAUAUUGAAAAUGAGAAAGAGAAAAUAAGACUCAAACAAGAAGAACUAGAAAACCUGCAAACAGAGAUUCAUAAACAACAAAGUGAAAUGGAAAAUGAAAAGAUCAUUAUUGAAAGUGAAAGAGCUGCAAUGAACAGGGAGGUUGGAGAUCUGCAAGAAAAAAUAAUGAAUGUAGAAAGGCAUUCAGAGAGUCUGAAACUUGAGAGAGAAGCUUUUGAGAAUGAGAAAAAAUUGAUGAAACAAAUGAAAACUGACCUGCAAAGAGAAUUACGUGAGAUUGAGAAGAUCAAACUAGAGACAGAACAUGAAAGACAAAGGCUGGAGGAAAUGACCGCUCAACUCCAGAAAGAGAGAGAAGAAGUCAACAAUCUCAUUGAUGAGACAAAAAGAAAAGACAUGGUCUUGGAUGAAAUGAAGACAGAUAUUGAAGAGAAAACCAAAGCCAUUCAAUCUGAUAGAGACAUGCUUGACAAGGAAAAACAUGAUCUGGAGAAAACAAAAAGUGAACUUGUAAAAGCCAAGGAAGACUUUGAAAAACAAAGAGAAAAUCAAAGAAUCAUACUAGCAGAGAUACAGAAAGAGAAAGAAACCCUCGAUGAGAUGAAGGAGAACAUCACAAGACAAAAGCAUGACAAUAAACAUCAAGAGGAACAAAUCAGACAAAAACAACAUGAAUUUGAGCAGAUGCAAACUGAAAUUCAGAAUCUGAAACAGGAACUAGACAAUGAAAGAUACAUUAUAAUAAAGGACAGAAGUCAGCUUGAUCUGAGACAAUCUGAAAUUGACAAACAACAGACAGAAGUGAAUGAGUUCAUGGAAAUAAUGAGGAAUGAGAAAAGACAACUAGAUACAGAUAAAGAAGAGAUGGAAGAAAAGAAACAGAAAAUGAAGAAAGAAAGAGAUGAUGUAGACCAAAGCAGAAAGAAUCUGGAUGAAGACCUAAAGAUGAUAAUACUUCAGAAACAAAUGCUUGAAGAUGAGAAGAACAAGUUAGAACAGAUGAAGAUUGAGCUGCAAAGAGAAGCUGAUGACAUCAGAAAGCUAAAAGAAGAAACACUAAAUGAAAAACAGAGUUUGGAAAAGAUGGCUGAAAAACUUCAAAAAGAGAGAGAAGAUAUUGCUCAUCUUACUGAAGUUACGAGGAGAAAUAAUGAGAUCCUGGAUGAAAUCAAAGUUGCAAAUGAGUAUUCACUGGCAGAUCUACAAAGAGAGAAAAAUGAUCUUGAGCAAAUGAGAGUGAACAUCUCCAAACAAACAGAUGUUAUUGAAAAGGAAAAAGAGAGAAUAAGACUCAAACAAGCUGAACUAGAGCAACUGCAAUCAGAGAUUCAUAAACAACAAAGAGCAAUAGAAAAGGAAAAGAGCAACAUUGAAGGUGAAAGAGCUGCAAUGAUAAGGGAAAAACAGGACAUGAUGACUGAACUGAAAGAGAAGUAUGAAGAUGUUGAUAUCCAGAUGAAGGCAGUAUUGACUGAGAAGGAUUUACUGGAAAAUGACAGACAACUGCUGAAGAGAGACAUGGAAGAUCUGCAACAAAAAGUAAAGAAUGUAGACAGAGAUUCAGAGAGUCUGAAACUUGAGAGAGAAGCUUUUGAGAAUGAGAAAGAAUUGAUGAAACAGAUCAAAACUGACCUGCAAAGACAAGCACACGAGAUUGAGAAGAUCAAACUAGAGACAGAACAUGAAAGACAAAGGCUGGAGGAAAUGACCGCUCAACUCCAGAAAGAGAGAGAACAAAUCAACAAUCUCAUUGAGGAGACAAAAAUAAAAAACAUGUUCUUGGAUGAAAUGAAGACAGAUAUUGAAGAGAAAACUAAAGCCAUUCAAUCUGAUAGAGACAGGCUUGACAAGGAAAAACAUGAUCUGGAGAAAACCAAAAGUGAAUUUGCAAGAGCCAAGGAAGAUAUUGAAAAACAAAGUGAAAAGCAAAGAAUCAUUCUAGCAGAGAUACAGAAAGAGAGAGACAACCUAGAUGAGAUGAAGGAGAACAUCACAAGACAAAUGCAUGACAUUAAACAUCAAGAGGAACUAAUCAGACAAAAACAACAUGAAUUUGAGCAGAUGCAAACUGAAGUUAAGAAUCAGAAGCAGGAAAUAGACAAGAAGGAAGAAGACCUAAAGAUGUUGACACUUCAGAAACAAAUGCUUGAAGAUGAGAAGAACAAGUUAGAACAGAUGAAGAUUGAGCUGCAAAGAGAAGCUGAUGACAUCAGAAAGCUAAAAGAAGAAACACAAAAUGAAAAACAGGCUUUGGAAAAGAUGGCUGAAGAACUUCAGAAAGAGAGAGAAGAUAUUGUUUAUCUUGCUGAAGAUACAAGGAGAAAGAAUGAAAUCCUGGAUGAAAUGAAAGUUGGAAAUGAGUCUUCACUGGCAGAUCUACAAAGAGAGAAAAACAAUCUUGAGCAAAUGAGAGUGAACAUCUCCAAACAAACUGAUGAUAUUGAAAAUGAGAAAGAGAAAAUAAGACUCAAACAAGAAGAACUAGAGAAACUGCAAACAGAGAUUCAUAAACAACAAUGUGAAAUGGAAAAUGAAAAAAUCAUUAUUGAAAGUGAAAGAGCUGCAAUGAACAGGGAGGUUGGAGAUCUGCAAGAAAAAAUAAUGAAUGUAGAAAGGCAUUCAGAGAGUCUGAAACUUGAGAGAGAAGCUUUUGAGAAUGAGAAAGAAUUGAUGAAACAGAAGAAAACUGACCUGCAAAGAGAAUCACAUGAGAUUGAGAAGAUCAAACUAGAGACAGAACAGGAAAGACAAAGGCUGGAGGAAAUGACCGCUCAACUCCAGAAAGAGAGAGAAGAAGUCAACAAUCUCAUUGAUGAGACAAAAAGAAAAGACAUGAUCUUGGAUGAAAUGAAGACAGAUAUUGAAGAGAAAACCAAAGCCAUUCAAUCUGACAGAGACAUGCUUGACAAGGAAAAACAUGAUCUGGAGAAAACAAAAAGUGAACUUGCAAGAGCCAAGGAAGAUAUUGAAAAACAAAGAGAAAAUCAAAGAAUCAUACUAGCAGAGAUACAGAAAGAGAGAGACAACCUAGAUGAGAUGAAGGAGAACAUCACAAGACAAAUGCAUGACAUUAAACAUCAAGAGGAACAAAUCAGACAAAAACAACAUGAAUUUGAGCAGAUGCAAACUGAAAGUCAAAGUCUGAAACAGGAACUACACAACGAAAGAAACAUUAUAAUAAAGGACAGAAGUCAGCUUGAUCUGAGACAAUCUGAAAUUGACAAACAACAGACAGAAGUGAAUGAGUUUAUGGAAAUAAUGAAGAAUGAGAGAAGACAACUAGAUAAAGAUAAAGAAGAGAUGGAAGAACAAAAACAGCAAAUGAAGAAAGAAAGAGAUGAUGUAGACCAAAGCAGAAAGAAUCUGGAUGAAGACCUAAAGAUAAUAAUACUUCAGAAACAAAUGCUUGAAGAUGAGAAGAACAAGUUAGAACAGAUGAAGACUGAGCUGCAAAGAGAAGCUGAUGACAUCAGAAAGCUAAAAGAAGAAACACUAAAUGAAAGGCAGAGUUUGGAAAAGAUGGCUGAAAAUCUAGAGCAACUGCAAUCAGAGAUUCAUAAACAACAAUGUGAAAUAGAAAAGGAGAAGAGCAACAUUGAAGGAGAAAGAGCUGUAAUGAUCAGGGAAAAACAGGACAUGAUGACUGAACUGAAAAAGAAGUCUGAAGAUGUUGAGAUCCAGAUGAAGGCAGUAUUGACUGAAAAGGAAUUACUGGAAAAUGACAGACAACUGCUGAAGAGAGACAUGGAAGAUCUGCAACAAAAAGUAAUGAAUGUAGACAGAGAUUCAGAGAGUCUGAAACAUGAGAGAGAAGCUUUUGAGAAUGAGAAAGAAUUGAUGAAACAGAUGAAAACUGACCUGCAAAGACAAGCACAUGAGAUUGAGAAGAUCAAACUAGAGACAGAACAUGAAAGACAAAGUCUGGAGGAAAUAACAGCUCAACUCCAGAAAGAGAGAGAACACAUCAACAAUCUUAUUGAGGAAGUUAAAAAGAAGAGAGUUAUUCUGGAUGAAACUUAUGCUGAAAUACAUAGGGAACAAGAAAUAAUUGAGAGUGACAAAAACUUGAUUAAAAGGGAACAGUCUGACCUAGAGAAAACCAAAGCUGAGAUUUCUCGAACCAAGGAAGAUCUUGACAAACAGAUUUCUGAACAAAAAACAAACAUUCAGAUCACACUGGUAGAGAUACAACAAGAGAGAAACACUCUUGAGCAGAUGAGUGAGAAAAUAUUAAGGGAAAGAAUUAAACUUGAAAAUGAAAAGGAAGAGUUAAGAACAGGAAAGCAAGAGCUUGAAAGAAUGUGGGCAGACACUGAAAGACAACAUGAAUAUAUAGAUCACCCAAAGUUUGGCGUAACUGAAGAGAGUCUGCUUGAGAAGUCAGAGGCUGAAAUGGUUCUUCAACAGAGUGACACAGAUGUAGUCAAGCCUGUAACAGAAAAAGAAAUGUCAGAUCCAAAUAUACAAAGUGUCUUGAUGGAGCAGAUGCUGGGACUGGACUUGAGAGAUGCAUUAGAAACAGAUAUUGAGAGCCAAAAGUCAGGCUUAACUGUAGCUGUGGAUGAGAUGAAGUCAGAGAAGAAGUUUAUUGAAAAUGAAAGGGACAAGCUGGAACAAAUGAAAGCUGAACUGCAAAGAGAAGCUGAAGACAUUGAAACUAAAAAGCAGGACAUGCAGAAUGAAAGGAAAAAGCUAGAAGAAAUGGCAGCUCAACUUCAGGAAGAGAGAAGACGUAUUGAACGUUUUAAUGAGGAGAUUAAUGUUCAGAAAUUCAAUCAAGAAAAACAAUCCAAAGAAUAUGAAUUGGAAAAGUCUGAUUUAGAGAAUAUCAAAACAGAAAUUGCUAAAGCCAACAAACAUCUUGCAGAACAGCAUGAAAAAAAUAAAAUGACUUUAGCAGAGAUGCAAAGAGAAAGGCUCACUCUUGAAGAAAUGAGGGUGAACAUCUCAAAACAAGUGGAGACUAUUGAAAAUGAGAAUGAAAGUCUUUCUCGCAGAGAAAAUGAACUUGCGCAGCUGCAGGAAGACAUUUUAAAACAACAACAUGAAAUGGAUGAAGUGAAGAACACCAUAAUGAUGGAAAUGAGUCAGCUGGACCAGAGACAAACUGACAUUGAUCAAUUACAGCGAGAGGUUGAUGAUCUAAUGGAAUUCACAAAGACAGAAAUGACCAACCUAGAAAAAGAAAGAGUGGAAAUGAUGGCACAGAAGAGAAAUUUAGAGAGGGAUAUGGUUAGUCUAAAGAUAGAGAAAGAGACCUGUGAACAAAUCAGACUACAGUUACUUGAGGAAAAAGAUCUGGUUAUAAAAGACAGAGAGCUGUUGACCAAAGAUUUGGAUCAUAUGGAGAGACAGAAAACGUAUAUGGAGAGAGAAUUAAAGAAUCUCAAAGUUGAGAAACAAAGCAUUGAAAAUGAGAAAGAGGAACUAGAGAAGAUGAAAACUGACCUUCAAAGACAAACUGAAGACUUAGAGAAACUAUCUGAAAAGACAAACAACGAAAGACAGAGGCAGGAGGAGAUGGCAGUCCAAUUUAAAAGACAAUUCGACAUCAGUGCUCCUCCUACUGACAACCAACUAAUGAAAGAGCUCUUAGAUGAGACAGAGAAGCAAAGAAAAGAAAUUCAGUCUGCCAAAGACUUGCUUCAAGAAGAAAUAUUUGAGCUGGAGAAAACCAAGACAGAGAUAAGCCAAGCCAGGGAAGAACUAGAUAGACAAAGAACUGACUUAAAGAGAGAGAAAGACAUUCUUAAGCAGGUGCAUACAAAUAACUUGAGACAAAUGGCCCAUAUUGAAGAUGAGAAGGAAAGAAUACAACACAAAGAGAAUGAACUAGAUCAAAUGAGAGCAGAACUUCAAAAUAAACAAACAGAAAUAGAUGACAUGAAAAACAACAUUAUUAAAGAAAAGGCUAAUAUGGAGAAUCUGGAACAAAAGAGAGCUGAGUUGGCUAGAGACCUCCAAAUUCAGAGAAAAGCUUUUGAAAAUGAGCAAGAUGAGCUGCAAAAGAAGAGAGAGGAUAUUGAGAAGUUAAAGCUACAAGUUCAGAAAGAAGGGCAGAUGGCUGCAGAAGAGUUAGAAAAAGAGAGGCAACAAUUUGCUAAGGAGACCAAAAUGAAAAAUGACACCCUGGAUGAAAUGCAAGCUGAAACAGAAAGACAGAAACAAGCUGUUGCUGUAGAGAUAGAGAUGAUUGCAAAGGAAAGGAUGGAUCUGAAGAAAACCAUGGAAGAAAUCAAAAGACAAUCCGAGGAGAGUAAGAUCACACGGGCAGACCUGCAGAAAGACAGAGAUAGUCUUGAUCUAAUGAGGAUGGAGAUCUUAAGGCAAAAACAUGACCUAGAGAGAGAAAGAGAUGAACUGUUAGAACAGUGGCACCUGAUGGAGACACAAAAGAAGGACAUAGAAAAUGUGGAACAGCUGAGGCAAGAGCUUUUGGAUGAGAAGGCACUGACUGAGAAAAGCAGAAAGCAGCUGAACCAAGACAUAGAUGAUAUGGAACUAAAUAAAUCAAAUCUGCAUAAAGAAUUAGAGGAAAUAAAAUUCCAAAAACAGGAUAUUCAAGAUGAAAGAGCUCAACUAGAGCGAAUGAAAGCAGAGCUCCAAACGAAAGCGGAGGAUAUAGACAAGUUAAUGCAAGAGAUACUGAGUGAAAAAGAAAAAGAUGUACAGAAAAAGUCUGAAGAGAGCAAGAUAAGAACAGACCUUGAUAAAGCAAAUACUGAGAUACAGAAGCAAAAGGAAGAGAUGGAAAUUUAUGCUGAGAAUCUAGAAAAAUGUAGGCUUGAACUAGAUGAAGCAAGGGCUGAAGUAGAGAGAAUUAAAGAGAAUGCUGAAAGACAGGCAUCACAACAGAUGAAGGAACAUUUGCAAAAAGAAAGAGACAAUAUUGAGGAUAUCAGAAGGAACCUGCUUAAAAAGGAAGAGGCCAUUGAAAAGAACAAGACAGAAAUAAGACUGAGAUAUCAAGAAAUAGAGCUAAUCCAAGCAGAAGUAGUAAAACAGAAAGAAGAGAUAACUAAAUCAGAGCAAGAAAUACAAGAACAGCAAAAGAAACUACAGAUGACAGAAGAGGAAUGGAGUGUACGAAUGGGAAAGUUGCAAGACGAGAUAAACAAAAACAAUGCCAUUAAAUCUGAGAUAGCAAAAGAAAGAGAAGGAAAUGAUGAAAUGUUAAGAGAGCUUAAGAGAGAAAUGGAGAAAUAUGAGGAGAUCAAAUCAAAUAUUAUGAUCCAAAAAGAGGAGUUUGAGACUAAAAGGCAGUCAGAAGUAGAGGAGCUCAUUAGUAUGAGAACUGAAAUACUAAAACAGAAAGAGGAAUUAGAGGACAAGAUGCAAAAGACUAAACAUGAGAUGAAAGAACUGAAGCUUCUUCAGGAUGAAACUGAUGGCAAGAGGAAAGAUCUUGAUCACAAGAUGAGACAGGUAGCAAGAAAAAGAGAUGAGUUGGAGAAAAUGAGGGCUGCUACUGAAAGUGCAAAUGAGAAACUCGAAAUGGACAGGGUCAUGUUAAGUAUAGAGCGUGAUGAGAUGGAGCAAAUGAAAGCUGAGAUACGAAGAGCAGGAGAGGAACUACAAUCUCAUGUGGAAGGAGGAGGUGGAGACAUGGAAGAGAAAGAACAUAUGGACACCAAGAUUCAGAGGCUUAUUCAAGAAGCUGAAAAUACUAGGGAAACGGCUUGGAGAACAAAACAUGACCUGGAAAGUGGCAUGCAGAGAGAUGUUAAUGUUGAAGUAGAUUCAGAGGAUAGACAGGAAAUGAAUGCUAACAUGCAGAGGCUGAUCCAGGAAAUUGAGCAUGUUAGAGAGGUUCUCAGAAGAAUGAAAGGAGAAGUCAAGGCUGCUAGAAAAGAAAGAUUUGAACUGGAGAACAUGAGGCUGGAAAUUGAAGCCAUGAAACAGAACAUAAAAGAAACUUAUGAGCAGCAGAACAGUGAGAUACAAAAAGAGAAACAGCAAAUAGAGAGUAACAAAGGCUGGUUGAGCAAAGAGAGGAGUAAUCUUGCGCAAAUCAGAGCUGAUUUGGAGAGACAAAAACAAGAAAUGGCAUUGGACAAGCAAAAACUUAUUGAAGAAAAUGAACUGCUGGAGAAAGAAAAGGUUGACAUGAAGAACAAAUUGGAGAUCCUCGAAAGCCUUUUAGAGGAGACAACUAGAGAAAGAGCAGUUAAACCUAAAGGGAAAAAGAAAGGAAUGAGGAGAGAUUCAGAGGAAUUAAGAGAGAAAAUGGAAGCAUUAAGCAUGGAUGACAUACAAGAAGAGAGUGAGAGUGAGAGUGAGCCAGGCGAAGUUAAGAGACAAAUAGACAAACUGACAGAGUUGAAGACUGAACUUCAUCAACAGCAGGCAGAACUUGAGAAAACUAAAGCAGACUUAAAAUAUCAGAUGGACGAGCUAGAAAACAUGAGGUCUGAGAUAUUAAGACUUGAAAAGGACACUGUGAGUAAAACGAGAGAGGUGGAGCUGAUGGAUAUACAGCAACAGAGAGAAGACCUAGAAAAAAAGAUUCAGAAUAUGAGACAUGAGAAGGGAGAACUGGAAGUCUUGAGGUCUGAGAUAGUCCUGGAAAAGAGAGAACUGGACCAGAGGUUGAGACAAGUGAUGAGAAAGAGGGAUGAGAUAGAGAAAAUGAAGACUGACAUAGCAAAGGCCAGAGAGGAGAUCAACAGAGAGAGGCAGGAGCUGGAAAUACUCAGGAAUGAUGUUCAAAGCGCAAGAGAGGAUUUUGAACUAUUGGUGGAGAGAACUGAGAAUCUAGAAGAUGGAGAAAAUACCAAUGCUGACAUCCAAAGUUUGAUUUUAGAGGUUGUGAAAAUCAGGGAAAUGGUGAGAAAUCUGAAAGUUGAUAUGGAGAGCAGGAUGGAUGAAGGUAAGGCAGAGAAAGAUGAAAAGGAAAACUUUAAGUCUGAGAUCCAGAGGCUCAUUCAAGAUAUUGGACAAAUACGGGAAAAUCUAGGAAGCCUAAGAGUAGAAAUAGAAACCACCAGAAGAGACAAGAAUGAAUUGGAGAAGCUGAGGGCAGAACUUGUAGAGAAGCAACAGGAUGAAGAAAGUGUGAGAGAAAUGAUGCGGAAAGAAAGAGAAGAACUGGAACAGCUGAAGGAUGAGAUAAACAGAGAAAAGGAGGAUGUGGAGACCAAGAGAGAGCUGGUUGAGGCAGAAAUAGCUACAGACAGAAUGGAAGAGAUUAAGGACACAAGGAAGAACAAGCAAGAACUGGAAAGGGUUACCGAGGAACUCUUGAGAAACGAGAGUAAUCUGGAAGAGCUCAACAGAGAUAUACGAAACCUGAGGCAAACCAUUGAAGAAAUGAAAACACUGCAUGAAAAGAAAAAUGCUGAACUAGAAGUCAUUACUUCUGAGGUAAAGAGGAGACAGCAGAUACUGGAGAAGCAAAAACAUGAGCUGGAGGAGAAUGGUUGGAUUCUUAAAGAAAUAGAGAAGAAUAAAGAUGCACUUGAAAAGAUCAAUAUGGAAAUACUGAGAAAGAGAGAAGUUAUAGAAAAAGAAAAUGACAAUUUAAGGCAAGAGAAGCAAGAAUUUGAGCUCUUCAGAGGGGAACUACAAAGACAGAGAGAUGAUGUUGAAUCUUCAAGACAAGCUUUGGUCAUGGAGAAGGAUCGGUUAGAAGACGAAAAAGUUAAAAUCAAUCAACAAAAGCAUGAAAUGAGUGCUGCCAUGAGGGCCAAUGAGAUGGAAUGGAAAAAUCUAGAAAAGAUGAGUAGUGAACUAGAAAAUCAGAGGGCUAAAUUCGUUGAAAACCUCCGUGAUGCCACAAAAAUGGAAGAUAAACUACAAGAGAUGAUGAGUGAACUAAACAAAGAAAAAGAGCAAGUGGAAGAAAUGAAGCACAUGGUCAGCACAGAGAGAGAUUUGAUUGAACGAGAGAAAGAAGAUGUAAGAAAACAGACUCAACAGCUUGAAGAUGGCCACGCUGAGCUUCAGAAGAAGUCAGAGAUCACUGACAAACUGAUUCAGGAAGCAAACCAUGAAAGAGAUAGAUUAACAGACCUCAGUCUAAAACUUAAAUUGCAAAAAGACGAUAUACAGAAAAUCAUCACAGAAAUGGAGACCACAAAGAAAGAUCUCAACAUAAUGAGUGCAGAACUUCAAGAUGACAAGAUACAACUGAAAAAUGACAGGGAUGCUUAUGAAAGUGAAAUGACACAUUUGCAGCUUAAGAUGGAAGAAUUAGUGAGAGAAACAGAGGACCUGGAGAGAAAAACCUUACAGCAGAAAGAACAAGAUGAGAUAGCAAAACAAGAGAUUCAAAACCAGAGAGAGUCUCUAGAGCAAAUUAAGAUGGACAUUCUAAAGGAAAAGGGUGAUAUUGACAAAGAAAAGGAAACUGUACAUUCAGAAAGACAGAAACUGGUUACACUUGAAGGAGAAUUGCGAAGAAAGGAAAGUGAGCUUGAAAACAAAGAGCAAACUUUUAUGAAAGAGCAGCAGCAGCUGAAACAAACUCAAGAUGAAAUCUUGGAGAUUAAAAGUAAUAUGGAAAGAAAGCAGGGUGAAAUUGAUGAGAAGAGACUGCAGAUAAUGGAAAUGGGUGAAACAAUAAAGAGAGAACGCAAUGAAUACAGAAAGAUGAUUGAAGAAGUACAGAAAGAAAAAGAGCAAAUUGAAAUCAGCAAAACGUGGAUGGAUCAAGAGAGAAAAGAUGUUGAAAAUAUGAAAAAUGAUCUGGAGAAACAACUACAAAAUUUAAGACAUGAAAAAAUAAAUGUACAAGACGAGAAGAAUGUGCUCGAACAGAUAAGGGCAGAAUCCAAGGAGAUCCAAAAUGUUAUCAAAAAGGAGAGGGAGGAUCAAGAGAAAUGUUGGUUGGAGAUUGAGGGGGAAAAGCAAAGAGUGGAUGAAGAAAUCAGUCAAUUAGAGAGACAGAGGGAAGAAACUGAUAAACUCCACAGUGAGUUACAAAAAACUAGAGAGGACAUUGAAAGUAGCAAAGAAAAGAUUGAUAAAGAAAUGGAAGAAUUAUCACAAAUGAGGGUUGAAUUGGACAGAAGAAAAGAAGAAAUUGAAAAGGAUAAUCAAAAACUUCAAGAUGCUAAAUCUGACCUCGAAAAAACUAAAGCUGAGAUACAGAGACAGACAGACAAAAUGAAAGAUAUAAUAGACACUAACCUAAAGGAGAAAGAAAGAGAAAUGAAAAUCCAAAUAGAUAAAGACAGAGAAGAAAUUAAACGUUUGUCUGAAGAGACUGAAUUGAAAAUGAGGGACCUUGAUAUGAUGAUGAAGGAGAUGGAGAGACAAAGGCAAGAAACUGAGAAAACAAAAGUCAUGCUUGAAAAGGAAAAGACAGAAAUCGACAAAGAAAAGAAUGACCUGGAAAACCAAAUGAUGGAUCAGACUGAGGAGAUACAAAAGGAAAGGCUGGCCCUUAAGGAAAUGAAGGAUGAACUUCUUUGUGAAAAACAAGAAAUGGAGGAAGAGAGGAAUAACUUGAUGACUUUCAGAAACAAACUAGAAAUUUUAAGAGCAGAGAUAAAGAACCAGCAGAAUGAAAAUGAGAUUGUGAAGAAAAAGCUUCUUUUGGAACAAUCAAACACUGAGGAAAGGCAGGUUGAGGUUCUCAACCAGCAGCGACAAAAUGAUCAAACCAAGGAGGAAAAUAAGAAAGAGAGAGAAAAUCUGGAACAACAGAGGUUUGAACUUGAACAGCAGAAACAGAUGUUGGAGCUUAGCAUCAUAAAAAUGACGGAGGAAAAGCAAGAGCUUGCUAAUUUAGCAAAAGAACUACAGAAAGCCAAAGAAGAAAUGGAAAACAUAAAAUACAUGACCAACAAAGAAAGAGACAAGAUUGAACAAAUGCAAGAUGAGAUACGCAGUCAGAUUCAGUCAACUGAACUACAAAGGCAAAUCAUCCAAGACAAGCAAAAAGCUCUUGAGGAAAAAGAGCUAAUAAUACAGAGAAAGGAAGAGGAAUUACAGAGGAGAAACAUGGAAUUAGAUGGAAUCGCUGCUCAGCUUCAGACUAAACAAGAACAUUUAAAUAAUGUUCUUGAGGAAACCAAUAACAGACAACAUGCCCUUGAAGUGAUGCAGGUUGAUAUAGAAUUGCAUAAACAAAAAAAUAAUAAGGACUUUGAGUUGCUUGAGAAGAUCCGGCAAGAAAUAGACAAUGAAAAGUUAGAAAUGAAGCAGAAAAAAGAAGAGGUUGAAUCCCAAUUAGAAGAGCUAGAGAAAGAGAGAGAAAGACUGAAACAGACUGAGAGAGAGCUUUGCACUGAGAGAGAACAAACUGAGAAAUGUAAAGCUGAUAUAAACAAGAUAAAUGAUGAAAUAGUGUCCAUGAGACAAACAGUGAUAAUGGAGAAGACUGAAUUGGAGCAGAGAGAGAAAUAUAUUACUGAGCAGCAGGAAAGACUGGAUCAAAGUGUAAGAGAAAUGAAGGAAGAAAGACGUGAAAUGGAUAAGAUGAGGAUUGAACUAGAAGCUCAGAGACAACAGAUGGAAGAGGACAUGAGGAUAAAUGCAAAGCAGGAAAGAGAACUUGCACAACUAAGAGAUGAAAUACAAAGAGAAAAACAAGACAUUGGUGAAAACAGGCAUAUGACUAACAAAUUAAUGAAAGAUCUGGAAAUUAUGAAAGCCAAGCUGGUGGAACAACAAGAAGAGAUCCAAACUGAAGCAGAAAAACUGCAAGAGGAGAGAAAACUGGUUUACCAGACAAAAUCUGAGGUGCAGAAUGAUGCUGAAAAUCUGACGAACAUCUUAGAAGAGAUCAGAAGAGAGCGAGAAAAACUGGAAAUAAGGGAAGCCCAACUUAAAGUAAUGAAGGAGCAGUGUGACAAUACCAUGGAAGAAAAUAAGAGGAAGAAGAGUGAACUGGAAAAGACUGUUGAUGACCUAGCAGAGCAAAAUCAAAAGAUUGAGAUUAAGAAAGAUCUUCUGGAAAAAGAGAGAAAAUGCAUUGAAAUAGAAAGAGAGGAUUUACAGAGACAAGCUGAUGACCUGAAGCUGCAAAUGUCAAAACACAGAGAAAGGGAAGAAAUGAAUACAAGAUCAAUGGAUGAUGAGAAGAAGCUUCUUGAGCAGAAGGCUGACGAAAUCCUGAGACAGAGAGAUGAAUUAGAGAAAGAAAAAGAGGACAUGUUGAAGAAGUGGAAAGAACUGGAGGUUCUUCAGAAGGAAAUAGAAAAACAAAGAGAUGAAAUAGAAGAAAUCAAAUGUGAGUUACAGACUGAAAAGACUAAAAUGAAUCAACAGAAACACAGACUAGAGGAGAGUUUAAGAGCCAUGAAUGAGGAGAGGAAAGAUCUGGAGAACAUGCGGAAUGAAUCUGAAAUGCACAGACAACAAAUAGAGGAAGAUAUGAGAGUAAAAGCAAAGAUGGAGAGAGAAGAACUUGAUCAGAUAAAGGUUGAACUGGAAGGAGAGAAAACAAAAAUAAAUCAUGAGCAGAAAAAAAUGGAUGAUGACAGAAAGAUGAUUGAACAGGAAAGAAAUGACCUGGAGAAGAUGAUGUCUGAUAUAAUGACACAAAGAGAACAAAUGAAAGAAAAGAGAUCAGAAAUUGAUCUAGAAAAAUGUGACAUCGACAAGAGCAAAGAAAUUUUACAGAAAGUAAUGGAUGAGGUGGAGGAACAGAGAAAUGGUAUUAAUCUCCAGAAAGAAGAACUUAGCCUUGAAAGACAAAAGAUCACAGAUGAAAAAGAUCUUCUGGCUCAAGUAAAGACUGAACUGCAAAAUGAAAGUGAACGAAUCAGAUACAUGGAGGAGGAAAUAAAGAAGAAGAGAGAGACACUGAAGGAAAUGGAAGCUUAUCUACAAAAGGACAAAGAAGAAAUUGAGAGUGUCAUUGAAGAAACAAGGAGACAAAAAGAGGAUCUGGGAAAAAUGAGCAAAGAUAUAAAUGAACAAAAACAAGAGCUGGGGAAAUACAGAGACCUUCUAGAACAAGAAAGAGAAGAAAUAAAUCAGAGAUGGACACAGUUACAACAGAGAAUUGAUGAAUUUGAUGCUCAAGUCAGAAAACAAAAGGAAGAGGAUAUAACAGAACAGAAGAAGAUGCAAGAAGAAAGAAAAAGUCUAAAAGAGACCAAAGCCGAGAUCCUGGAGCUGAAGAUUAAAGUUGAGCAGGAACAUCAUGAUAUAAACCAAAAAACACAAGAGUUAAACACACUGCAAGAACAGAUUAUGAAAGAAAAAGAGCAACUACAAGAAAGCAGGAACAAGGUUUUGAGUGAAACAGCCACUCUUGAGAUGAGAGCUGUUGAGAUAAACAAACAACAACAAACACUGGAAGAGAAUCUGAGAGAGAUGAGACAUGAGAGAAAUGACCUUGAUAUGAUGCAAAAGGAACUGUCUCAAAGACAUCAAAUGGAAGAGGAGGUGAAGAUCAAAACUAGUGAAUUAAAUCAAGAAAAUGAAAGAAACAAGAGCAUGAUAAAUAAACUAAGAGAAGAGAUGGACAUGAUGAAAGCUAAGCUAGCUGUACAGCAAGAAUAUAUGCAAGUUGAAAAAGAAAAACUAAAAGAAGAGAGAAAAGAGUUUGAGCAGUCAAAGACUGAGAUUGAGAGAGAGAAACAAGAACUCAAUAAAAAUAAAGACAUUAUGAAUUCACUAAAAGAAGAAUUUAACCUGGAAAAGAAGAGGAUGAAUGAUGAGAAGAAAGAGAUUGAUGUGAACAACAAGAAGGUUCAAUUACAGAUACAGACAGACAAAGAGAUGAUUGCUAAAAUGAAGGCCCAACUCCAAAAUGAGAAAGAUGAACUUGACCAAAUCAGAGAAGAAAUGAGAAGGAAGAGUGAAGAAAUGGAGAAAGAAUGGGCAGCAAUGGAAGCAGAAAGACAAACUCUGCAACAAAACAGCAAUGAAAUCUUCAGACAAAGGGAAGAUACUGAGAAGGAGAAAGAUAAAAUCUGGAAAAAGAAAGAUGAACUGGAUCAACUGUAUUCAGAAAUCCUGAAACAGAGAGUUGAAAAUGAACAAAUGAUUAUGACAGAGAAAUCUCUGCUUGAAAUGUUAAAAACUGAGUUAGAUCAUAAGCAGCAGAAGAUGGAGAAUGACAUAAAAGUUACUGAACAGAAAAGAAAAGACCUGGAGAAGAUUAAUUCUGAAAUGAUGAUGCAAAAAAUACAAAUGGAGAAAGAUACAGAGGAAAUCAAGGCAGAGAGAGUAGAACUGAUCCAGAAAAUACAAGAGAUUGGUUUAGAAAAGGAUGAAAUUGAAAAGAACAAAGAAAUAGUUAAAAAACUAUUUAAUGAGGUGGAGGAACAGAGAAAUGAUCUAAAACUCCAAAAAGAGGAAACUAAACUUGAGAGACAAAAGAUCACUGAUGAAAAAGAUUUUCUGGCUCAAAGAAAGAAUGAACUGCAAAAUGAGAGUGAACGAAUCAGAUUCAUGGAGAAGGAAAUAAAGAAGGAGAGAGAAACACUGAAGGAAAUAGAAGCUCAUCUACAAAAGGACAAAGAAGAAAUUGAGAGUGUCAUUGAAGAAACAAAGAGACAAAAAGAAGAUCUAGAAAACAUGAACAUGGAUUUAAAUGAACAAAAACAAGAGCUCAAGAACUGCAGAGACCUUCUAGAACAAGAAAGAGAAGAAAUAAAUCAGAGAUGGACACAGUUACAACAGAGAAUUGACGAAUUUGAUGCUCAAGUCAAAAAACAGAAGGAAGAGGAUAUAAGAGAACAGAAGAAGAUGGAAGAAGAAAGAAAAAAUCUCGAAGAAACCAAAGCUGAGAUCCUGGAACUGAAGACUAAAGUUGAGCAGGAAAAUCAUGAUAUAAACCUAAAAACACAAGAGAUAAACACACUGCAAGAACAGAUUAUGAAAGAAAGAGAGAAAGGCAAAGAAAUUAAAGUAAAAGCAAAGAUGGAGAGAGAAGAACUUGAUCAGAUAAAGAGUGAACUGGAGAGAGAAAAAACUGAAAUGGAUCAUGAGCAGAAGAAAAUGGAUGAUGACAGGAAGAUGAUUGAACAGGAAAGAAAAGACCUGGAGAAGAUGAGGUCUGAAAUAAUGACACAAAGACUGCAGAUGGAAGAAGACAUGAGAGAGGCAAUCCAACUAGAGAGAUCAGCACUUGACCAGAAAACACAAGAGAUUGAUCUAGAAAAGGACAAAAAUGAAAAGAACAAAGAAAUAAUUCAAAAUUUAAUGGAUGAGGUGGAGGAACUGAGACAUGAUAUUAAAAUCCAGAAAGAAGAACUUGAACUUGAGAAACAAAAGAUCACUGAUGAAAAAGAUCUUCUGGCCCAAAGAAAGACUGAACUGCAAAAAGAGAGUGAACGAAUCCUAUUCAUGGAGGAGGAAAUGAAGAAGGAGAGAGAAACACUGAAGGAAAUGGAAGCUCAUCUACAAAAGGACAAAGAAGAAAUUAAGAGCGUCAUUGAUGAAACAAAGAGACGAAAAGAAGAUCUGGAAAAGAUGAGCACAGAUAUAAAUGAACAAAAACAAGAGUUGAAGAACUGCAGAGACCUUCUAGAACAAGAAAGAGAAGAAAUAAAUCAUAAAUGGACACAAUUACAACAGAGAAUUGAUGAAUUUGAUGCUCAAGUCACAAGACAAAAGGAAGAGGAUAUAACAGAACAGACGACGAUGGAAGAAAGAAAAGGUCUAGAAGAGACCAAAGCUGAGAUCCUGGAGUUAAAGACUAAAGAAGAAAUGAGAGUAAAAGCAAAGAUGGAGAGAGAAGAGCUUGAUCAGAUAAAGAGUGAAGUAGACAGAGAAAUAACUGAAGUAGAUCAUGAGCAGAAGAACAUGGAUGAUGACAGGAAGAUGAUUGAACAGGAAAGAAAAGACCUGGAGAAGAUGAGGUCUGAAAUAACGACACAAAGACAGCAAAUGGAAGACAUGAGAAAGGCAAUCCAACUAGAAAGAUCAGCACUUGACCAGAAAAUAAAAGAAAAUGAUUUAGAAAAAUGUGACAUUGAGAAGAGCAAAGAAAAUGUACAGAAAUUAAUGGAUGAGGUGGAAGAACAGAGAAAUGAUAUUAAAAUCCAGAAAGAGGAACUUGAAUGUGACAAACAAAAGAUCACUGAUGAAAAAGAUAUUCUGGCUCAAAGAAAGAAUGAACUGCAAAAUGAAAGUAAACGAAUCAGACACAUGGAGGAGGAAAUGAAGAAAGAGAGAGAAACACUGAAGGAAAUGGAAGCUCAUCUACAAAAGGACAAAGAAGAAAUUAAGAGUGUCAUUGAAGAAACAAAGAGGCAAAAAGAGGAUCUGGAAAAGAUGAGCACAGACACAAAUAAACAAAAACAAGAGUUGAAUAAAUACAGAGACCUUCUAGAACAAGAAAGAGAAGAAAUAAAUCAGAGAUGGACACAGUUACAACAGAGAAUUGAUGAAUUUGAUGCUCAAGUCAGAAAACAGAAGGACGAGGAUAUAACAGAACAGAAGAAGAUGCAAGAAGAAAGAAAAAGUCUAGAAGAGACCAAAGCUGAGAUCUUGGAGCUAAAGACUAAAGCUGAGCAGGAACAUCAUGAUAUAAACCUAAAAACACAAGAGUUAAACACACUGCAAGAACAGAUUAUGAAAGAAAGAGAGAAAGAAGAAAUGACAGUAAAAGCAAAUAUGGAGAGAGAAGAACUUGAUCAGAUAAAGAGUGAAUUAAAGAGAGAGAAAACUGAAAUAGAUCAUGAGCAGAAGAAAAUGGAUGAUGACAGGAAGGUGAUUAAACAGGAAAGAAAAGAACUGGAGAAGAUGAGGUCUGAAAUAAUGACACAAAGACAGCAGAUGGAAGAAGAAAGAUCUGAACUUGACAACAAAACAAAAGAGACUGAUUUAGAAAAAUGUGACAUUGAGAAGAGCAAAGAAAUUGUAGAGAAAUUGAUGGAUGAGGUGGAAAAACAAAGAAAUGGUAUUAAACUCCAGAAAGAGGAACUUGAACGUGACAGACAAAAGAUCACUGAUGAAAAGGAUCUUCUGGCUCAAAGAAAGACUGAAUUGCAAAAUGAGAGUGAACGAAUCAGACACAUGGAAGAGGAAAUAAAGAAGGAGAGAGAAAGACUGAAGGAAAUGGAAGCUCAUCUACAAAAGGACAAAGAAGAAAUUAAGAGCGUCACUGAAGAAACAAGCAGACGAAAAGAGGAUCUGGGAAAGAUAAGCACAGAUACAAAUGAGCAAAAACAAGAGUUGAAUAAAUACAGAGACUUUCUAGAACAAGAAAGAGAAGAAAUAAAUCAGAGAUGGACACAGUUACAACAGAGAAUUGAUGAAUUUGAUGCUCAAGUCAGAAAACAGAAUGAAGAGGAUACAACAGAACAGAAGAAGAUGGAAGAAGAAAGAAAAAGUCUAGAAAAAAACAAAGCUGAGAUCCUGGAGCUGAAGACUGAAGUUGAGCAGGAACAUCAUGAUAUAAACCUAAAAACACAACAGAUAAACACACUGCAUGAACAGAUUAUGAAAGAAAGAGAGAAAGGUGAAGAAAUUAAAGUAAAAGCAAAGAUGGAAAGAGAAGAACUUGAUCAGAUAAAGAGUGAACUGGAAAGAGAAAAAACUGAAAUAGAUCAUAAGCAGAAGAACAUGGAUGAUGACAGGAAGAUGAUCGAACAGGAAAGAAAAGACCUGGAGAAGAUGAGGUCUGAAAUAAUGACACAAAGACAGCAGAUGGAAGAAGACAUGAGAGAGGCAAUCCAACUAGAGAGAUCAGCACUUGACCAGAAAACACAAGAGAUUGAUCUAGAAAAGGACAAAAUUGAAAAGAACAAAGAAAUAAUUAAAAAAUUAAUGGAUGAGGUGGAGGAACUGAGACAUGAUAUUAAAAUCCAGAAAGAAGAACUUGAACUUGAGAAACAAAAGAUCACUGAUGAAAAAGAUCUUCUGGCUCAAAGAAAGACUGAAUUGCAAAAUGAGAGUGAACGAAUCAGAUACAUGGAGGAGGAAAUGAAGAAGGAGAAAGAAACUCUGAAGGAAACAGAAGCUCGUCUACAAAAGGACAAAGGAGAAAUUGAGAGUGUCAUUGAUGAAACAAAGAGACGAAAAGAAGAUCUGGAAAAGAUGAGCACAGAUAGAAAUGAACAAAAACAAGAGUUGAAGAACUGCAGAGACCUUCUAGAACAAGAAAGAGAAGAAAUAAAUCAUAAAUGGACAAAAUUACAACAGAGAAUUGAUGAAUUUGAUUCUCAAAUCAGCAAAAAGAAGGAAGAGGAUAUAACAGAACAGAAGAAGAUGGAAGAAGAAAGAAAAAGUCUCAAAGAAACCAAAGCUGAGAUCCUGGAGCUGAAGACUAAAGUUGAGCAGGAACAUCAUGAUAUAAACCUAAAAACACAAGAGAUAAACACACUGCAUGAACAGAUUAUGAAAGAAAGAGAGAAAGGUGAAGAAAUUAAAGUAAAAGCAAAGAUGGAGAGAGAAGAACUUGAUCAGAUAAAGAGUGAACUGGAAAGAGAAAAAACUGAAAUAGAUCAUGAGCAGAAGAAAAUGGAUGAUGACAGGAAGAUGAUUGAACAGGAAAGAAAAGACCUGGAGAAGAUGAGGUCUGAAAUAAUGACACAAAGACAGCAGAUGGAAGAAGACAUGAGAGAGGCAAUCCAACUAGAGAGAUCAGCACUUGACCAGAAAACACAAGAGAUUGAUCUAGAAAAGGACAAAAUUGAAAAGAACAAAGAAAUAAUUCAAAAAUCAAUGGAUGAGUUGGAGGAACUGAGACAUGAUAUUAAAAUCCAGAAAGAAGAACUUGAACUUGAGAAACAAAAGAUCACUGAUGAAAAAGAUCUUCUGGCUCAAAGAAAGACUGAAUUGCAAAAUGAAAGUGAACGAAUCCUAUUCAUGGAGGAGGAAAUGAAAAAGGAGAAAGAAACACUGAAGGAAACAGAAGCUCGUCUACAAAAAGACAAAGAAGAAAUUGAGAGUGUCAUUGAUGAAACAAAGAGACGAAAAGAAGAUCUGGAAAAGAUGAGCACAGAUAUAACUGAACAAAAACAAGAGUUGAAGUACUGCAGAGAGCUUCUAGAACAAGAAAGAGAAGAAAUAAAUCAUAAAUGGACACAAUUACAACAGAGAAUUGAUGAAUUUGAUGCUCAAGUCACAAAACAGAAGGAAGAGGAUACAACAGAACAGAAGAAGAUGGAAGAAAGAAAAAGUCUAGAAGAAACCAAAGCUGAGAUCCUGGAGUUAAAGACUAAAGAAGAAAUGAGAGUAAAAGCAAAGAUGGAGAGAGAAGAGUUUGAUCAGAUAAAGAGUGAAGUAGACAGAGAAAUAACUGAAGUAGAUCAUGAGCAGAAGAACAUGGAUGAUGACAGGAAGAUGAUUGAACAGGAAAGAAAAGACCUGGAGAAGAUGAGGUCUGAAAUAACGACACAAAGACAACAAAUGGAAGAAGACAUGAGAAAGGCAAUCCAACUAGAGAGAUCAGCACUUGACCAGAAAAUAAAAGAAAAUGAUUUAGAAAAAUGUGACAUUGAGAAGAGCAAAGAAAAUGUACAGAAAUUAAUGGAUGAGGUGGAAGAACAGAGAAAUGAUAUUAAAAUCCAGAAAGAGGAACUUGAACGUGACAGACAAAAGAUAACUGAUGAAAAAGAACUUCUGGCUCAAAGAAAGAAUGAAUUGCAAAAUGAAAGUAAACGAAUCAGACACAUGGAGGAGGAAAUGAAGAAAGAGAGAGAAACACUAAAGGAAAUGGAAGCUCAUCUACAAAAGGACAAAGAAGAAAUUAAGAGCGCCAUUGAUGACACAAAGAGGCAAAAAGAGGAUCUGGAAAAGAUGAGCACAGACACAAAUAAACAAAAACAAGAGUUAAAUAAAUACAGAGACCUUCUAGAACAAGAAAGAGAAGAAAUAAAUCUGAGAUGGACACAGUUACAACAGAGAAUUGAUGAAUUUGAUGCUCAAGUCAGAAAACAGAAGGACGAGGAUAUAAGAGAACAGAAGAAGAUGCAAGAAGAAAGAAAAAGUCUAGAAGAGACCAAAGCUGAGAUCUUGGAGUUAAAGACUAAAGCUGAGCAGGAACAUCAUGACAUAAACCUAAAAACACAAGAGUUAAACACACUGCAAGAACAGAUUAUGAAAGUAAGAGAGAAAGAAGAAAUGACAGUAAAAGCAAAGAUGGAGAGAGAAGAACUUGAUCAGAUAAAGAGUGAAUUGAAGAGAGAGAAAACUGAAAUAGAUCAUGAGCAGAAGAAAAUGGGUGAUGACAGGAAGAUGAUUGAACAGGAAAGAAAAGACCUGGAGAAGAUGAGGUCUGAAAUAAUGACACAAAGACAGCAGAUGGAAGAAGAGAGAUCAGAACUUGACAACAAAACAAAAGAGACAGAUUUAGACAAAUGUGACAUUGAGAAGAGCAAAGAAAUUGUACAGAAAUUAAUGGAUGAGGUGGAAGAACAAAGAAAUGGUAUUAAACUCCAGAAAGAGGAACUUGAAUAUGACAGACAAAAGAUAACUGAUGAAAAAGAUCUUCUGGCCCAAAGAAAGACUGAACUGCAAAAUGAGAGUGAACGAAUCAGAUACAUGGAGGAGGAAAUGAAGAAGGAGAAAGAAACUCUGAAGGAAAUGGAAGCUCAUCUACAAAAGGACAAAGAAGAAAUUGUGAGUGCCAUUGAAGAAACAAAGAGACGAAAGGAAGAUCUGAAAAAGAUGAACACGGAUUUAAAUGAACAAAAACAAGAGCUGAAGAACUGCAGAGACCUUCUAGAACAAGAAAAAGAAGAAAUAAAUCAUAAAUGGACACAAUUACAACAGCGAAUUGAUGAAUUUGAUGCUCAAGUCACAAGACAAAAGGAAGAGGAUAUAACAGAACAGAUGACGAUGGAAGAAGAAAGAAAAAGUCUCAAAGAAACCAAAGCUGAGAUCCUGGAGCUAAAGACUAAAGUUGAGCAGGAACAUCAUGAUAUAAACCUAAAAACACAAGAGUUAAACACACUGCAUGAACAGAUUAUGAAAGAAAGAGAGAAAGGCAAAGAAAUUAAAGUAAAAGCAAAGAUGGAGAGAGAAGAACUUGAUCAGAUAAAGAGUGAACUGGAAAGAGAAAAAACUGAAAUAGAUCAUGAGCAGAAGAAAAUGGAUGAUGAAAGGAAGAUGAUUGAACAGGAAAGAAAAGACCUGGAGAAGAUGAGGUCUGAAAUAAUGACACAAAGACUGCAGAUGGAAGAAGACAUGAGAGAGGCAAUCCAACUAGAGAGAUCAGUACUUGACCAGAAAACACAAGAGAUUGAUCUAGAAAAGGACAAAAUUGAAAAGAACAAAGAAAUAAUUAAAAAAUUAAUGGAUGAGUUGGAGGAACUGAGACAUGAUAUUAAAAUCCAGAAAGAAGAACUCGAACUUGAGAAACAAAAGAUCACUGAUGAAAAAGAUCUUCUGGCUCAAAGAAAGACUGAAUUGCAAAAUGAGAGUGAACGAAUCAGAUACAUGGAGGAGGAAAUGAAGAAGGAGAAAGAAACUCUGAAGGAAACAGAAGCUCGUCUACAAAAGGACAAAGGAGAAAUUGAGAGUGUCAUUGAAGAAACAAAGAGACGAAAAGAAGAUCUGGAAAAGAUGAGCACAGAUAUAAAUGAACAAAAACAAGAGUUGAAGAACUGCAGAGACCUUCUAGAACAAGAAAGAGAAGAAAUAAAUCAUAAAUGGACAAAAUUACAACAGAGAAUUGAUGAAUUAGAUUCUCAAAUCAGCAAAAAGAAGGAAGAGGAUAUAACAGAACAGAAGAAGAUGGAAGAAGAAAGAAAAAGUCUAGAAGAGACCAAAGCUGAGAUCCUGGAGCUGAAGACUAAAGUUGAGCAGGAACAUCAUGAUAUAAACCUAAAAACACAAGAGUUAAACACACUGCAUGAACAGAUUAUGAAAGAAAGAGAGAAAGGUGAAGAAAUUAAAGUAAAAGCAAAGAUGGAGAGAGAAGAACUUGAUCAGAUAAAGAGUGAACUGGAAAGAGAAAACACUGAAAUAGAUCAUGAGCAGAAGAAAAUGGGUGAUGACAGGAAGAUGAUUGAACAGGAAAGAAAAGACCUGGAGAAGAUGAGGUCUGAAACAACGACACAAAGACAGCAAAUGGAAGAAGACAUGAGAAAGGCAAUCCAACUAGAGAGAUCAGCACUUGACCAGAAAAUAAAAGAAACUGAUUUAGAAAAAUGUGACAUUGAGAAGAGCAAAGAAAAUGUACAGAAAUUGAUGGAUGAGGUGGAAAAACAAAGAAAUGGUAUUAAACUCCAGAAAGAGGAACUUGAAUGUGACAGACAAAAGAUAACUGAUGAAAAAGAUCUUCUGGCUCAAAGAAAGAAUGAACUGCAAAAUGAGAGUGAACGAAUCAGAUUCAUGGAGGAGGAAAUAAAGAAGGAGAGAGAAACACUGAAGGAAAUGGAAGCUCAUCUACAAAAGGACAAAGAAGAAAUUAAGAGCGUCAUUGAAGAAACAAAGAGGCAAAAAGAGGAUCUGGUAAAGAUGAGCACAGAUACAAAUGAGCAAAAACAAGAGUUGAAUAAAUACAGAGACUUUCUAGAACAAGAAAGAGAAGAAAUAAAUCAGAGAUGGACACAGUUACAACAGAGAAUUGAUGAAUUUGAUGCUCAAGUCAGAAAACAGAAUGAAGAGGAUAUAACAGAACAGAAGAAGAUGGAAGAAGAAAGAAAAAGUCUAGAAAAAAACAAAGCUGAGAUCCUGGAGCUGAAGACUAAAGUUGAGCAGGAACAUCAUGAUAUAAAUCUAAAAACACAAGAGUUAAACACACUGCAAGAACAGAUUAUGAAAGAAAGAGAGAAAGGUGAAGAAAUUAAAGUAAAAGCAAAGAUGGAGAGAGAAGAACUUGAUCAGAUAAAGAGUGAACUGGAAAGAGAAAAAACUGAAAUAGAUCAUAAGCAGAAGAACAUGGAUGAUGACAGGAAGAUGAUCGAACAGGAAAGAAAAGACCUGGAGAAGAUGAGGUCUGAAAUAAUGACACAAAGACAGCAGAUGGAAGAAGACAUGAGAGAGGCAAUCCAACUAGAGAGAUCAGCAUUUGACCAGAAAACACAAGAGAUUGAUCUAGAAAAGGACAAAAUUGAAAAGAACAAAGAAAUAAUUAAAAAAUUAAUGGAUGAGGUGGAGGAGCUGAGACAUGACAUUAAAAUCCAGAAAGAAGAACUUGAACUUGAGAAACAAAAGAUCACUGAUGAAAAAGAUCUUCUGGCCCAAAGAAAGAAUGAACUGCAAAAUGAGAGUGAACGAAUCCUAUUCAUGGAGGAGGAAAUGAAGAAGGAGAAAGAAACUCUGAAGGAAAUAGAAGCUCAUCUACAAAAAGACAAAGAAGAAAUUGUGAGUGCCACUGAAGAAACAAAGAGACGAAAAGAAGAUCUGAAAAAGAUGAACACAGAUUUAAAUGAACAAAAACAAGAGCUGAAGAACUGCAGAGACCUUCUAGAACAAGAAAAAGAAGAAAUAAAUCAUAAAUGGACACAAUUACAACAGAGAAUUGAUGAAUUUGAUUCUCAAAUCAGCAAAAAAAAGGAAGAGGAUAUAACAGAACAGAAGAAGAUGGAAGAAGAAAGAAAAAGUCUCAAAGAAACCAAAGCUGAGAUCCUGGAGCUGAAGACUAAAGUUGAGCAGGAACAUCAUGAUAUAAACCUAAAAACACAAGAGUUAAACACACUGCAUGAACAGAUUAUGAAAGAAAGAGAGAAAGGCAAAGAAAUUAAAGUAAAAGCAAAGAUGGAGAGAGAAGAACUUGAUCAGAUAAAGAGUGAACUGGAAAGAGAAAAAACUGAAAUAGAUCAUGAGCAGAAGAAAAUGGAUGAUGACAGGAAGAUGAUUGAACAGGAAAGAAAAGACCUGGAGAAGAUGAGGUCUGAAAUAAUGACACAAAGACAACAAAUGGAAGAAGACAUGAGAGAGGCAAUCCAACUAGAGAGAUCAGCACUUGACCAGAAAACACAAGAGAUUGAUCUAGAAAAGGACAAAAUUGAAAAGAACAAAGAAAUAAUUCAAAAAUCAAUGGAUGAGUUGGAGGAACUGAGACAUGAUAUUAAAAUCCAGAAAGAAGAACUUGAACUUGAGAAACAAAAGAUCACUGAUGAAAAAGAUCUUCUGGCUCAAAGAAAGACUGAAUUGCAAAAUGAAAGUGAACGAAUCCUAUUCAUGGAGGAGGAAAUGAAGAAGGAGAGAGAAACACUGAAGGAAACAGAAGCUCAUCUACAAAAGGACAAAGAAGAAAUUGAGAGUGUCAUUGAUGAAACAAGCAGACGAAAAGAAGAUCUGGAAAAGAUGAGCACAGAUAUAAAUGAACAAAAACAAGAGUUGAAGAACUGCAGAGACCUUCUAGAACAAGAAAGAGAGGAAAUAAAUCAUAAAUGGACACAAUUACAACAGAGAAUUGAUGAAUUUGAUGCUCAAGUCACAAAACAGAAGGAAGAGGAUAUAACAGAACAGAAGAAGAUAGAAGAAAGAAAAGGUCUAGAAGAGACCAAAGCUGAGAUCCUGGAGUUAAAGACUAAAGAAGAAAUGAGAGUAAAAGCAAAGAUGGAGAGAGAAGAGCUUGAUCAGAUAAAGAGUGAAGUAGACAGAGAAAUAACUGAAGUAGAUCAUGAGCAAAAGAACAUGGAUGAUGACAGGAAGAUGAUUGAACAGGAAAGAAAAGACCUGGAGAAGAUGAGGUCUGAAAUAACGACACAAAGACAGCAAAUGGAAGAAGACAUGAGAAAGGCAAUCCAACUAGAAAGAUCAGCACUUGACCAGAAAAUAAAAGAAAAUGAUUUAGAAAAAUGUGACAUUGAGAAGAGCAAAGAAAAUGUACAGAAAUUAAUGGAUGAGGUGGAAGAACAGAGAAAUGAUAUUAAAAUCCAGAAAGAGGAACUUGAACGUGACAGACAAAAGAUCACUGAUGAAAAAGAUCUUCUGGCUCAAAGAAAGAAUGAAUUGCAAAAUGAAAGUAAACGAAUCAGACACAUGGAGGAGGAAAUGAAGAAAGAGAGAGAAACACUGAAGGAAAUGAAAGCUCAUCUACAAAAGGACAAAGAAGAAAUUAAGAGCGCCAUUGAUGACACAAAGAGGCAAAAAGAGGAUCUGGAAAAGAUGAGCACAGACACAAAUAAACAAAAACAAGAGUUGAAUAAAUACAGAGACCUUCUAGAACAAGAAAGAGAAGAAAUAAAUCAGAGAUGGACACAGUUACAACAGAGAAUUGAUGAAUUUGAUGCUCAAGUCAGAAAACAGAAGGACGAGGAUAUAACAAAACAGAAGAAGAUGCAAGAAGAAAGAAAAAGUCUAGAAGAGACCAAAGCUGAGAUCUUGGAGUUAAAGACUAAAGCUGAGCAGGAACAUCAUGACAUAAACCUAAAAACACAAGAGUUAAACACACUGCAAGAACAGAUUAUGAAAGAAAGAGAGAAAGAAGAAAUGACAGUAAAAGCAAAGAUGGAGAGAGAAGAACUUGAUCAGAUAAAGAGUGAAUUGAAGAGAGAGAAAACUGAAAUAGAUCAUGAGCAGAAGAAAAUGGAUGAUGACAGGAAGAUGAUUGAACAGGAAAGAAAAGACCUGGAGAAGAUGAGGUCUGAAAUAAUGACACAAAGACAGCAGAUGGAAGAAGAGAGAUCAGAACUUGACAACAAAACAAAAGAGACUGAUUUAGAAAAAUGUGACAUUGAGAAGAGCAAAGAAAUUGUACAGAAAUUAAUGGAUGAGGUGGAAGAACAAAGAAAUGGUAUUAAACUCCAGAAAGAGGAACUUGAACAUGACAGACAAAAGAUAACUGAUGAAAAAGAUCUUCUGGCUCAAAGAAAAAAUGAACUGCAAAAUGAGAGUGAACGAAUCAGAUACAUGGAGGAGGAAAUAAAGACGGAGAGAGAAACACUGAAGGAAAUGGAAGCUUAUCUACAAAAGGACAAAGAAGAAAUUGAGAGUGUCAUUGAAGAAACAAGCAGACGAAAGGAAGAUCUGGAAAAGAUGAACAUGGAUUUAAAUGAACAAAAACAAGAGCUGAAGAACUGCAGAGACCUUCUAGAACAAGAAAGAGAAGAAAUAAAUCAUAAAUGGACACAAUUACAACAGAAAAUUGAUGAGUAUGAGCAGUCAAAGACUGAGUCCAUGAGGAACAUUCUGGAGGACACCAGAAAGGAAAGUGAAAAAACAGAAAUGGAAGAAAAACUUAAACAGGCCAACAAGGAAUAUGAAAGUAUCAUAGAAGAAACAAACAGGAGAAGGAAUGAGCUAGAGAAAAUCAUGUUUGAUAUAUCACAUGAAAAUCAAGAGAUUGAGACCAAGAAAGAUCUUUUGGAAAAAGAGAGAAAUAGCAUCAAAAAGGAAAGAGAAGAGUUACAGAGACGAGCUGAUGAUCUGGAGAUGCACAUGACAAAACACAGAGAAAAAGAAGAGAUGAGUAAAAUAUCAAUGGCUGACAAGAAAAAGCUUCUUGAGCAGAAGGCUGACGAAAUCCUAAGACAGAGAGAUGAACUGGAUAAAGAAAAAGAGGACAUGAUGAAGAAGUGGAAUGAGCUGGACGUUCUUCAGAAGGAAAUACAGAAACAAAGAGAUGAAAUGGAAGAAAUCAAAUGUGAGUUACAAACUGAAAAGACUGAAAUGAAUCAACAGGAACACAGACUAGAGGAGAGUUUAAGAGCUAUGAAUGAGGAGAGGAAAGAUCUGGAGAACAUGAGAAAUGAAUCCAAAACACACAGACAACAAAUGGAGGAGAUGAGAGUAGAAGCAAAGAUGGAGAGAGAGGAACUUGAUCAACUGAUGGCCAAGGUAUUGAUGGAGCAAAAAGAAAUUGAAAGGAACAAGGACAUGAUAGAGCGACUAAAGAAGGAAAUUGAGCAAACAGAAGCCAAACUGAAUGCUCAAGAGCAGGAAAUCAAAAUGGAAAUGCAAAAAGUGCAAGAUGAGAGAAAAGAUCUGGAGCAGUCCAAGGCUGAAAUCAAGAGACAGGCUGAUGAAAUAAAGACCAUGAAAGUGCAGACCCACCAACUAGAAAAAGAAGAACAGAAGAGAGAAGAAAUAGUCUCUCAAGCAAAACAGAUACAAACAGAUGAAGUCAACAGACUCUUGUCUGAGAUUCAAAGGGAAAGGGAGGAACUUGAAAGAAACAAAAAAAUCUUUGAACAUCAGAGAGAGGCACUGGAAGAGAUGAAGAGUAAAGAACCAACACAGAUGCCGGAAGUCAUUUUGAUUAGUUCUGCAACACAAACAUCUGAUCUAGAUGACAUAAAUGUAGGUGACAUUUCAGCCCCUCAAGAAGAGAUUGAGGAACACACAGACAUUCAUAAGGAAUAUACAACUUUCAUAACAGAAGGGAAGGAAGAUGAUCUAGAGAGAAUGGAGGAGGACAUGGAGCUCAAAAUGAGAGGUGAAGAAACCGAAAUGGAGACAAGCCAAGAGGACAUUACACUGACAGGAGAAUAUAAAUAUGUACCAGAUCCAUCCAUGGUAGUAAAGUUGGAGUUCGAUAAAGAUGAAACCGAUGGCCUUACUGAGAUGCUGAAGACUGAGAGAAGAGAACUAGAGAAUACAAGACUUAUUUUACAGAGAGACCAGAAUGAGAUAAAGAAAAUAAGACAAGACAUUGACAAAGAGAAGAACGAUCUAGAGAAAUAUAGAGCCACUCUUGAGAAACAAUAUGAAGAGAUAGAGAUAUGCAGACAGAAUAUGGAAAAUGAAAGAUCUGAGUUAGAAAUUACUCUAGAAAAAAUAGAGAUGGACAUGAAAAAUAUUGUAAUGGAGAGCAAGAGCAAACAGGAGAGAAUAGAAAACAUGGAAGUUCAACUUCAAGAAAAGAAGAGAGAAAUGGAAACCAUCACAGAUGAGAUCAAACGGAGACAAGAGGAGUUGGACUUCAUCAAUACAGAGAUAAAAAGAAAAAGACGUGACAUGGAGGACACCAAAGGAAUGGAGGAACAUGAGUUCACUGACAUUCUUCCAGAAAGAGAGGAGACUAUAAAAAGACACAUGGAGGAAAUACGGAACCAAAAAGAGGCACUACAAAAGGAGAGGGAUGAAGUUGAAAAAAUACAUGGUGGGCUGCAGAGAGAGCAAAUGGAAAUUAAGAUGUGUCAGGCAAUGCUGAACUCAGAAAGAAAUGACCUAAAUAGAUUGAGAGUCGAUCUGGAGACACAAAAAGAGGAGGUUGAGCUUAUGCAACAAAACAUAAAGACUGAAAAAGAUGAGCUGGAAUCAAGGUUAAGGAAAGCAGAGGACACCGAGAGCCUUUUGGAGGACAUUCUUAAAGAAAAGGAAAGGGUAGAAAAAAUAGCAGCCCAACUUUCCAAAGAACAAGAAGAGUUCAAAAUUAUUAUGAAUGAGACAAAUAAAUGGAUGGAGGAGAUUAAACGGAUUGAGGAGGAAAUUAAAACAAAGCAAGUUGAAAUUAAGCACAUUGAAGAACUGAAACAAAAAGAGCUAGAUGAACAGAAGACCAUGAAAGAGAGUGAAAAUCAAGAGCUUCAGCAGAGGAGAGCGGAACUUGAAAAAAUGAAGAUUGAAAUUGACAUUGAAAGAGGAGAAAUUCAGAAAAUACGAAAAGACUGUGAGAGAGAAAAACAAGAACGGGAGCAAAUGCAAACAGACUUGCAGAAAGAAACACCACAGAAAACAGAUGCAGAAGUGCAAUAUGAUGAAAUCCACAAUGUUAUGGGCUCAUUGAAAGAAGAGAAAGAAGAAAUAGAAAGGAUGAAAGCUGACCUCCAGAACAAGCAUAGAGAAAUUGAAACCACGAGGGACACUAUAAAAAGAGAGAAGAGUGAGCUUGAGCACAAGAAAGCUGAAAUGCUACAAAUGACUGCAGAAAUAAGGGACACGGACAGUGACAAGAACUUACAAGAUGAAAUGAUAAAGGUUGAAGCAAUCCUCAAAGAAACCAAGAGACAGAAAAAUGACCUGGAACAGAUGAAUGAGAAUUUGAUCAGGGAAAAAACAGAGAUGGAAAGCAAUUGUCAGAUACUAGAAAGAGAAAAAAUAGAACUGGAGACAAGAUUACAGGAUUUGGUGAAUGAAUUAAAUAUUACGUUUAAGGAAUUAGAAGCUCUUCAAAAGUUCCAGAUGGAGGAGAGAGAGAAGAAAACUCUGGAGAAAGUGACUAUGGAGAAAAGUGAGCUAGAACAGCAGAGGUUUAAAAUAUACAAACAAGAACAACAACUGGAAUACACUGGGGAAGCUUCAGAAAGGAAGUGGGAUGAGACACAGGUAGCCAAUGAAAGGACCAGACAUGAUGAAGAGGACAGGCAAAUCUUGAAAAUUGAGAGAGAAGAGAUCACACAUCUGAAAAAUCAAAUACUGAAAGAGAAAGAAGAUGUUGAAACCACCAAAGAGAGAAUUAACAGAGAGAUGGAACAUAUCGAAAAGAUGCAAACCCAGUUAGAUGACCAAAAACAAGAAAUAGAGCUUGAAAAACAAAAAUUACAAGACACAAGAACCGAGAUUCAAGACAAGACAAAUGCUCUAGAGAAAGUUAUGCAGGACAUACAAAAAGAUAGGGAAAAUCUAAAUGCUUUAGUAAUUAAACAACAAAAAGACAGAGAAGAGAUGGAUAUAUUAGCAGAAGAAAACAAAAGAAAAGAGGAGCGUGCAGAAGCGGAGAUUCAAAGACAGCUAGAGGACAUAGAAAAUGCCAAGGUUGUGUUGGCAAAAGAGAGGGAACAAAUUGAUAGGAUGAAUGCAGAAAUACAAACUAGAAGCAAAGAACUAGAGAAAAUAAUCAGAAAACAGCAAGAGGAGUUUGAAAUCAAAGAGAAUGACAUGCAAACCGAAAGAAAGGCCUUGGAGAAGAUGAAUGUUGAGCUAGAAAGGAAAACCACCGAAAUAGAAAACAAGAGGGAGAAAGUAACUCUCUGGGAAGCAGAUAUACAGAAACAGAAAAAUGAGGCAGAAGAGCUAAAGAACAUCUUAGAAAGAGAGAAAAGUGAACUUGACAGAGAGAAAGCUAAAGUACAACAAGAAAAACGAGAGACGAAAACCACCAAGAGUGAGAUGGAGGACCUGAAGCAACUGAGAAAUGAAAUUGAGGAAGAGAAGAAAGACAUGAUGGACAGAUUGUCAAUGGAAAAAUAUGAAAUAGAUCAACUAAAAACUGAGCUGCAGUUGGAGAAAGAGAGCAUUGAAGAAGACAAGAAGAUGUUGAAGCAAUUGAUGAAUGAAAUGGAAAAUAAAAGAUCUCAACUGGACAGUGACUUAGAGAAGAUGAACAUGGACAAACUAAAUAUUCAAAAAGAAAAAGACUCCCUGGAGGAGAUCAAGUCUGAUUUACAAAGAAAGGCUGGAAAACUUAAUGAGGAAAUGAGAAAAACAGAGCAAACCACCUCUGAAAUCAUUAAAGACAAAGAGGACACUCAAGAGAGUCUGGACGACAUGAAAAGAAAGGAAGAAGAGCUCAGUACUGCCCGUGCUGAAAUUGAAAGACAGGCAAAGCUUCUGGAAUCUGAAUUAUUGCUUCUUCAGACUCAAAAAGAGAACAUGGAGAAGAGCAAAGAAGUGAAUGACAUGCAAAGAGAAGAUCUUGAAAAACAAAGAGAAAAGAAUGACUUGACAAUGCAAGAACUGCACAAAGAGAAGCUGGCCUUGGAGCAGAUGAUUACUGACAUAACACAGCAGAGAGACACAUUGGCAAACACACAGAAUGAAAUAAGACUUAAAGAAGAUGCACUGAAAAACAAAGAAAGAGAACUUGACACACAAAGAAAAGAUAUGGAUAAUCUAAGAAACAUUGUGAUGGCUGAGAAAAAGCAGCUGGAAAUGGAUCAGCAGGAGGUUGAUGACUUGAUUGCUGAAAACAGAAAAAUUAGAAAUGAUCUAGAGAGCAUGAAAACUCAUCUGGAACAAGAGAGACAGCAACUGCAAGAAAAUAUAAAAACAUAUGAAGACCAGAAGAAUGUUCUUGAUAAAAUCAAAGUUGAUGCAGUGCAACAGACCGAUGAGCUUGAGAAAAUCGCAACAGAUACAAAGAGGGAAAAGGAACAUCUUGGAAAGGAAAGAGAAGAGAUUGAUGCUUUAAAGAAGGAAAUGCUCAUCCUCAAUGAAAAUAUACAGACAGAACGAGAUGAGUUUAAAAAGCUUAAUAAUGAUAUUCAAAAGGACAGAGCAGAGAUUGAAAACAGCAAAAAGAGCAUUGAUAGUGAAAAACGUCAUAUUGAAAUGGAGAGAACUGUUUUAAACAGACUGAAGGAAGAGAUUGAAGUCAGCAAACAAAGAGUACAACAUGAGAGAACUUUGCUGCAACUAGAUAAAGACAUGAUACAGAAAGAAAAAGAGGACAUGGAACGCAUUAUAGAAGAAAAAAUGAGAACAAUAGAGGAACUGCAUAAUCUCAAAAAGCAUAUAAACAGAAAAUUAUCCGAACUGGAGACAUUAAACUUGGAGAUUCAAGUAAAGAGAAAGGAAGCAGAAAUGCAUUACUUACCAGGAGAGAUGAAAACAGAAGAGGACUCAAAGAGGGAUGCUGAUGUCCUAAGAGAGGAAGAACCACUAAAAAAACAAAAAGCAGAUGAAACCCAGAUAUAUCAAGUGAAAACCAUCUCAAUAGAUGCUGAAACCCAAACGUCUUUGGAUGACAUUAAGAAAACAGAUGAUAGCGGACAAAAGGAAUUAAAAGAAGAAACAGCUGCAACAAAGACAAAACGCCCAACUGUGACAAAGUUAGAGGACACGCACACAUCUGAGGUGCAAGAAAUAAAGGAAUCUUUAAGUAAAGAAAUGGAAGAUUUAGAAAGAAUGAAGACAAUGAUGAAAAAGGAAAAAGAUGAACUGGAACAGGCUAAAACUGACAUUCAAAGGAGGACGGACGACUUUGAGAGAAAUAUGAAGGAAGCCAUGAAGGAGAGGUCAAGAAAUGAAGAAAAACUACUACAACUUACACAAGACAAGGAAUAUUUAUCAAAAGCGCUUGAUGAGAAAAAUAAGGAAAUAGAGAGUAUCAUGGAAAUGUUCAUGGGAAAGAUGGGACAACUGGAAAAGACUAUAGCUGCAAUGGAAAAACAGAAGGAAGAGGUUGAAUAUGAGUUGCUUCGACAAAAGCAAAAUGAACAAGAGAGACUAAACAUCCAGAGAGAAACAGAUGAUACUUCCAGAAGGUUUAGAAGAGACAGGCAUGCUGAAAAAAUCACAUUUAAAUCAGCAUUGGAACAAGUACAAGACACUAAAGAAGAAAAAAAGACAGACAGAGACAGCAGUCAGGAACUGAUUGACACUGAUAGGGUCAAAACAGAUGGAAAAACAGAGGCACAAACAUCUAAAACUGAGGGAGAAGUUGUCCAGCUAAUGGAUGACACGAUCCUAGACCAAGACGAGCUAAACAACAUGCGAGUUGAAUUACAGAGGCAACGUGAUGAAAUGGAGAAUAAAAUGAAGAUCACACAAACUGGCCUUCUUGAGCUGGAGAAGGCAAAGGAAGACCUACAUAAAGUAAGGAAUGAAUGUAGAACUGCUGAAGAAGAACAGUCAGUGAUCAUGGAGAGUCUUGAGCGGAGGAGGAACAGUUUGGAGAAGGUUCAAGCCGAGAUCUUGAGACUUACAUUGGAAAUUGAGCAUCUCACACAAAGCUGUGAACACAAAAGAAGAGAACUGCAACAUAUAGAGACUGACAUACAAAGACAGAUGAAGAGGACUGUGAGGACUCAACAGGAAACUGUUAUUCAGAGCCAACUAGAAGACCAAGAAGUGGUAGAGACUUCGGAAUACAUUCAAGAACAUACAGAAGACAUUAAGCAGAGGAGAACCCAAGAGACACAAACUGAAGACCAAGAAAGAGAUGCUCUACCACAGUAUGAAGAGAUAGAUACAAUGAAAAGGAGAAUACAGGAAAUGAAAAGUGAACUAGAGAAUAGAUUACAAGACAUUCAGAGAAAAGAACUGGAAAGACUAGGCAUGCAAAGAGAAAAAAUCGAGUUGGAGCUACGGAAAGCUGAGAUCGAAAGAUACAAUGAAGCCCUCCGGCGUGAGAGAGAAACCGACAAACUCAAGCUCGUGGAAAAGGAGAAGGAAGUACUUCUGUUAAGGGAAUGUAUGCUGAUUGAGAUCAAUCGAUUGAAAAGCAAAGAGACAGAAACAAGCACACAGCACCUGGAGAUGAUGGAGCGCCUCGUCAGUGAUGCAGCGUUAAGAAUGGACAGAUUUAGACGAGUUACGGACAGAGCGGUGCAAACGCUGAUGUUGGAAGGAGAUGAAGAGCAGUUUGGAAGAACUCAGAGAGUGACGACAGAACAGGGGGAAAGUGUCAGUGGAAUGGUGGACAUUUCUCUAAAUGUCCUGAGUGAGGACAGGGAGGAAAGGGCGACAGGAGAAUCCCAGAGAGGGAGCGUGGCUGGGCCUUCUUCACGGAGAUUGAGGCUACUGCACUGGAUCAGACGGUGCUGCUGUUGCUGCUGUCCCAGAAAUGAUAGAAACACUGCGGAAGACACAGAGGACUUUUAAUAAACACAGGUCUUGUUCAUUUAGAAGUCAAUUUUCACAUGGAAUUUGACAGAAACUGAGAAGUACAAUCUAUUUUUAUCUGUGUUCUAUGAAAAAAAAAAGCAUAACAUUUCAGUAAAGUCUACAAUAACCCUAAAAAAAAAAAAAAAAUACUAGAAAGCAUAAUAAAUAUUUAGUAAUAUAAUUACAGCUUAUUUGCAUAGUACCAAAUGUUUAAUGUUAAUCACAGUUCAUAUGUUCUAAAAAAAAUCAGAGCUUUGCAUUUUCAAAACACAACACAGAUGUUUGCACAAACCAAAAUUAAUAUCAUGAAUACAUACAGUACAUCUAUACAAUUAACUCCUUAAAGGAAUCAAAUAACUAAUUAGCAUAAUGUAUGCAAUACAUGUGUGUGUACUGUUUUCCUUAAUGCAUCUGAGAAACACUCUGGGAUCUGGAUCAACUGAUGCCGAAAUGAUCUAUUUUGAUUUCUCAUAGCAAAUUAUUAUAAUUAUCUUGUUGGUUUUUUUCUUGUUGUUUUUUUAUUAUACUCCCUCCUGAAUCUUUCCAGAAGGAACUGAACUGUUGGGCUCUCUUAAUUGACAACUCUGGAAAUUUCUGCACAACUAUCUGUGAUAAACAAAGCUCACCUCUAAUGUUCAAAGGUAAUAUGCACAUUCCUGAGGGCUGAGAAGAGCACUGAUGAAUGUGAGAGAACGAAUAUCUUGAUUUUACGACUGCACCAGCAUGAGUGCUCAAGGUCUUCUUUGUUGCGUUCACAUUCUUGUAGCUCUGAGUGAUGGGAGUGUUGCAGAUGUGCCCUGUAUAACAUGGAUACACAGAAGCUGCUGUGAGUGAUGAAUUUCACAUGGAUCCACAGUAUGCCAAAGAACCGCCAGCAAACUACACUGGCAAGAUAAUUACAGAGGCCAUUUAAUUACAACUGGACAAAAAGAGAGCUUUGUGAAUUUUUAAACUCAAAUUAACAAUGAGGCAAUGUCUUUUUAGAUGAUAAAACCAUCAGGUGUCCAUUAAGAGGAUCAAACACUUUCUAAAAGUUAUUUCUAAAACAAUUCUAUUGCAAUUUAAUAACUAUAUCCCAGAGUCACAUACACAUACACAGAUAUAUUUACAAUAUAUUAUUUUCAAUGUGUUGGCUAGGAUUUGUCUCACACACAAACAGUAUAUUAUUUGCAAUGUAUUGCUUUGGACUGAAAUAAAUGCAAAUCUGAAUUUA